GCGUCACGUGGUGGGGGCAGAGGGGCGGCCCCGCGGCCGCGUUGGGUUAGUUGUCAGUGUGUGUGGCGGCGGCGGCGGCGGCGGAGGAGGCGGUGGAGACUCAGGUAAAGUUGGCGGCCGCGCCGGGAAUUGCGCGCGGGCCCUUUAAGCGCCGGCCCCGCCCCUUCCCCCCACCCCACCAUAUCAUAAUAAUAAAUUCCUUCUUUAAUACAUACUUAUAUAUGUAUAUCUAUAUUUUGUGAGGGGAUUUUUUUUCUUCCCCUCCCCUGGGCUUCAAAAAAGGAGCUUUCCGUGGAGGGUGAGUAGAAGGGGAAAGUCCGGCCGGCAGGAAUUGUUCCAGGAGGCGGCGGAGCUGCUGGGCCUUCCGAGGGAGGGAGGGGGCGAGGGCGGGGGAAGGGGGCGUGAGGAGGGGAGAGUUCCGGUCCCGAGCGCCACCGCGGCCUAGUCGGCCAGAGCGAAGCCGGGGACUUGCGUAGCGCGCCAGGCUGGGCCAGGGAGGGGCUGAGUCGGGCUGAACCAGGCGGGACCGAUUUCCCCCCCGCUCAAACUUCUUCGAGGUCGAUCCCUUCCCCACAACCUCUGGGUAGGUAAACUAUUCCCCCCCUCUUCUUACUAUGGUUCUUACUCUCAUCACUAUUUUUAAAGUAUUCCUCCUCGCCCCACCUUGAGGCCCUCUGGGCUGUUUCCGCUUCCAGAGAGCUCCGUGGACCGGGGAAAAGAGAAAGAGGAGUCUUUCUUUCCAACUCUCCCCCCUCCCCAACCACCACUCUAAAUCCUUUACCGCAAACACAACCCCACCCUUCACUGCAAGCUGAUCCUUCUUCCCGGACAAACAGGCCUGGGGGGGAGCUUCCUGCGAUCGAGGUGGGGGAGACUUUUCUUUUCCUCUCUAGAAAGCCGGAUCCAUUGUUCGUUCCCCCCAAGACCGCUUGUUUCUCUCUCCCCCGCCAAGGUGUAAAAAACUGGUAAAUCUGGCUGGUGGCGGUGGGGAAUGUUGAGAGUUAGACGACUUCUCUUUUCUGUCCCCACCGCCCGCAGAUCUGUAAACAUUCCCCAAGUAGCCCUUAAAAACCUGCACGUGGAAACGAUUUAAAAAUAAAAAAGUCAGGGGAGGAGAGAAAGUUCCUCAGUCUCCUCUUUCUUCCUUCAUUUUUUUGUGGGGGGGGAAGAGAAACAGCAGCUUGUGCCAAGUUUGCAGCAGCAGCGUUCUGUUUCCGAGUAACUCUGAAGUUAGGUUGGGCUCCUUCUAGCUGCAGUCCUUUGGGCGCUGAAGUAAAGAGGUAAACUCCAUUGUACAAAGCGGGACUACGGCGGAUGAUUCUUAUCAGUGGCUACAAGUCAUCAUGGCUAUAUAUUUCGUCCCAUAUCAAAGGCCUCUGAGUGUUGGUUUCCUGAGGACCGGUGCUGCUGGAACUUCAGAAGAUGAGUCUCAUUUGUGGCUACAAAUCACCAUAGCUCUUUUAUUUCCACCCUUAUCAAAGGCCUCUGAAUACCAGUUUCCUAAGGAUCAAUGCUCUUGUGCUGAUGCCCAUCUUGUGGGCUUCUCAGAAGUGUUUAGUUGCCACUUUGAGAACAAGAUGCAGAUGGGCCUUUUUCCAGAUCUUGCAAGACCCUUCUCACCUUAUUACUUUGUAAGUUUGAGCUGCUAGUGCAUCCCUUACUAUAAAGUUACCUCAUGCAAGUGGUACUUAACUUCUGAAUAAGCUGUUAAUUGGCUAUAAAACUCCCCCCCCCCUUUAUUAUGCUAAAUAGUUUUCUGGACUGUUCCUUAAACCUCCUAGCUGUGUCCUUGGAUUUUAAAAAUAUUUUUGGAUACUGCCCUUCCUUUAAAGAAUUCAGGAUGUUGCCCUCCCCCUUAUGUGGGAGGGUUACCUUCCUCUAUCUAACCCUCACUGUUUUUGCUUGUGGAUGAAAGAGCAUAACUGGCCUUGGUGAACAUUGUGACUGACCAGUUUCGAAUCCAGAUCUCCGAAUCCUGUGUUGCACUGGUGCUGAACUUCCUUAUCAGAUUACUCUUGCAACUUUGUCUAGGACACUUUGCGAAGACCUCUGGUGCCAGGCAGACAGAUGGGGCACUGAAAGAACCAGGAUUCCCUUGGUGCCAGAAGCUUUCAAUCCAAAGGGUGUGGUGUUUACGAAAAGAGACUUCAAAUACUGCAGAGCUUCUUCUUGUCCUGCCUUUAAAAGCUAACUACCACCAUUCUCCUGAGGAUUCUUUCACUCAGUUGGGUUUGCAUAAUGGUGUUUCUGCUUGUAUUGCAGGACAGCUAGCUCAUUUUUCCUCAAACCUUGGGAGUUUGUGUUGAUCUCCGUCACUUUUCUCUCUUCACUGCCCCCUCCGGCCAGGCCAUCUGCUCCAAGUGACCAGUACCAUUUCUAGGGCCUCCACUUUCCACAUGGCAAUUUCAGUUGAGAUUUGGUGCCUUUGAGAAAGUUGACUGCCUGCAGCUCCAUGGCCAGUCCUUGCUUAUCAUGCUGCUUCUGCCUCCCAUCCUUCGAAAAGUCCUCUUUUUGUGCCAGAGAACUUGCAUCAGUACAGCACAAAAACACGUGGUUCUGCUGUUCUUGCUAUUCAGCAUCUUCUCUUCUGCCUGGCUUCUUCAACCUAAGUUCUUGCUUUUCAGAAAGCGAUUCUUAAUAAUGUACAUUGCAAUCCUAACCAUGCCUACUUUAGGAGUGAUGAGGUCAAUGAGGCUUGCUCCCAGGUAAGUGGGUUUAAGUUUGCAGCUUCUGUGCUUUUAAAAGACAGUAGAUGGAACAGUUUAAUCCUUGGAGCAAUCCCUCUAUAACCUAAAAGGUAAAGGUACCCCUGCCCUUACGGGCCAGUCUUGACAGACUCUAGGGUUGUGCGCUCAUCUCACUCUAUAGGCCGGGAGCCAGCGCUGUCCACAGACACUUCCGGGUCACGUGGCCAGCGUGACAAGCUGCAUCUGGCGAGCCAGCGCAGCACACGGAACGCCGUUUACCUUCGCGCUGGUAAGCGGUCCCUAUUUAUCUACUUGCACUUGGGGGUGCUUUCGAACUGCUAGGUUGGCAGGCACUGGGACCGAACGACGGGAGCGCACCCCGCCGCGGGGAUUCGAACCACCGACCAUGCGAUCGGCAAGUCCUAGGCGCUGAGGUUUUACCCACAGCGCCACCCGCGUCCCUCUCUAUAACCUAGGCUGCUGUUAAUUUUUGUCUCACUGACAAGGAGCAGAAGUAGUGAGUGACUGCUUUGUUGCUUAUUUAUUUGUUUCUCCUUUCUAAGGCUUGGGAUUUGUGCUAUUAUUCCUUUUCCCUCCCUUGCUCUUUAGAAAAAGUUGUUGGACUUCAGCUCCCAUCAGCCUCAGCAUGCCCAGUGGUUGAGGGAUGAUGGGAACUGCAGUCUAGCAACCUCUGCAGGGCCAAAGCUUCCCCAUCCAUGCUUUAGGAGUUUAAGGGCUCAGGCAUCACACAACGAAAGUCAACACUUUUGCCAUUAUGUCUCUCCUAAGGCGGUUCUUGUAACUAACCAAAAUACUACUCUAAACUUUUUCAUAUUGAGAAAAUAGAGUCCAGCAGAUAAGAUCCUUUUUAGGUGUUAUUACUACCACUACUACUAAUGAAUAAAUCACAUUUACAACUAUCUAUAUCUAUAUUUAUAUCUAUAUCUAUAUAUAUCUAUAUAUAUCUAUAUCUAUAUCUAUAUCUAUCUAUCUAUAUAUAUAUAUAUAUAUAUAUAUAUACUUCUACGGACACAAAACAAGUUUCAGGGUGAAGGUGUAUAGCUUUUUAGUAAAAUGUGUUUGCAUUGUGAUCUCCUAUGCAAUCCAGUCCUAUGAAUCCGAACCACAUCACUUACUUCAGUGGGGCUAAGUCACAGAAAACUGCACCCUUAGGUACAAAAAAAAAUGUUUUGCUAAAGGCAAAGUUGCUUUGGUUUUUGUGUGUACCUGUGUUUUUCCAUCUAUAGCUGUGAAGUUCGCCUGCUCGGGUUGCCAGAAGCAUAAACACCCUGUCAGGAUCGCUGGCCUUUCCAGUAUCUAGUCUUUCCAGCAAAGAAUAACCAUCUUUCUUGUUGCUUUGUUCUUAGAACCUUGGAGUCCCAGAAGAUGCUUUGUGGGACCAGAUCUCUUCUUUGACAUGGGGGUAUUCAUCACUAAAGGGUCUGUCAGACCCAUGGCAGCCUUUCCUUCAAACUUAUAAAAAGAAGACUGCAUAUUGCUCUGGGAGACCUUGUUUGGAACACAGAAAGCUACUCAAUCCAUUAGUCCAGCUAGCUCAGUAUUGUCUCCACACUGGGUAGCAGUUGCUCUCUGUAGUUUCCAACAGGGGUCUUCUGACCCUACCUGGGAUUAAAUCUGGGGUCUUCUGCACGAAAAGGAUGGGAAGCAGGGCUUUGAGGCAUCUGAGGAACUUUUUCUUAGUGUAAUGAUUAAGUAUUCAAGCUAUGAGCUGAACAUCAGCAGUGCUCUUGAUUAUCUUUGGAUAUUAUGGGGUGUCAGAUAUUUAGGAAUAAAUUUCCAUUGGGAGAGCAACACUGCCUUAUCAAUUCGUACUGAAUAGUAAUAACGGGAAUCCUAGCACUGACCAAUCUUACUAAUUAUAUUAAAGAUGGUUGAAGGCUUUGAGUAUUGUAUAAAUAUUGUUUCUAAUGCUUAAUUAUCCUGAGUGAACUGAAACCAACAGCUUUUCAUCGUGGCCCAAACUGUGAUCUCAGAUAAUAGUGGCUGUUCUCCUUUAAAGAAACUCAUCACAUCACAUCCUUCAUCUCUCUUUAUUUUCUUUAGCUAUCUAUAUCAGUAUUUUCAGGCUUUCCCCUGCACACAACUUAUCUGGACCUUUCUGUGUUCUUUCUGAGUUUCUUUUCUCUCUCUGCAAAAUCUUCUCCAGCUUAUCAGUGAGUUUCCGUGGUGUCCAGUCUGGUGUGAUUACGCUGUUUAACUCUUAUUCUUGAUGGUGCAGUGAUCUGUAGGGACUGAGAAAUCUAGUUGGAUUCUCUCCAAAUUCCCAGCUGUGGGUACUGAGGGCACCUGGAUAGACCCCUCUACGCCCCCAGACCUGUGUGGGAAUGAAACUUCUUGUAUGAAAGCAAUGGACAACUAUAGAUUUCUGUCAUUGACUCAAAGGCCUACUCACGUAUAAACAGGAAGUUUAUUCCACCCACGAGAUGGAAGCUGCUGGCGUUGUAAUACAGGAAGUGCACUGAGGCUCCUUUUUAUGCCAACUCAGGGAGGUGUUUAUGGUCAGGACCUGAGCAUAAAUAGCCCCACAGUGCUUCCCUUGGAAGGCCCUGUAAUUUAUAGGGACCGAAAAGGAGUGUAGGGGAAGAGAGCCACCUCAAUGUCAUCUGAGUAUUUUGAAGCUGCAUUAUACAUUAACUAAUUGAAGCUGCAUUAAUUUGUAGGAUUCAGCACAGUAGAAAGUGAUGAAGGCUGCUGCUUUGGAUAACUUUAGAAGGGGAUGAGACAGAUUGAUGGAAGAGGGAGAGGCCUAUUAGCCAUGAUGGCUAAUUUGGAAUCUGUCUCUGGAUCCCUGUUGCUCUCACUUUUCUGUCCUGUUUUUGUGACCGUCUUGGGACAUAUCUGUCUGGUUAUGUGGAGUAGGCUGCUGGAAUGGAUGCUCGACAUUUGCUGAGAUCCAUCAGGGCUGCUCUGACUGGCAGCAGCUCCCCAAGGUCUUGGGCAGUGACGUCGUUCCCAACCUUUUUGGAAAGGUCUAAAAAUAAAACACUGUUAUGGCAUAUUGCAUGCGGAACAGGUUCAUGCUAAUUGUUCUUAAUGUUCUCCCAUCUUUUUUAAAAAAAAACAAAAUUCAAGUAAAACAGACUCUGAACUACAAAAGCCAGCUUAUUUUAACACAAACCACGACUACAGGCUGCUGGGCUCGAGAGGUUUGUCUUCAGCAAGGUUUUCGACUUCGUUGAAGCUGUGAGGAUUUGGAGGCGGGGCACUCUGUCCUGAAGCCAUCCUGCAGAACAGAGGGUUAAAAGUCUGUGUUCUGUAUGCAGAGCUGCUUAGCUCACUGCUGAAAAGCAGUUGUUUAGCUGCAGCCUGACCUCACUUCACUGAGCUAUGGCUUUUCCUCCCAGCAAGGGAAGUUGCCACAUCUCGAGUCAGACCAUUGGUUCAUUUAGCUCAGAAUAGUCUGUUCUUGACUGGCAGCAACUCUCCAGGGUCUUCGUCAGAGAGGGGUCUUUACCAAGACAUUAUACUGUUCGAGGCAAAGACAGGGUGGUGCAAAACCCUCCCUUUUCGGUGUAUAAAACCCACAUGGAGUAGCAGCGGAGUCUUUCGUCUGUCUACCACACUUAAGGGCAGCAGGCCUCCAAGGCCUUCCCUGCCUGCUGCCUGACUUCCUCUAACAGACAAGCUCAGUGCUAGAAAUUAGCCAGGCGCCAGGUGCGUUUUGCGACUGGUGCAGGUCCAAUUGCGACCACAUGGAGGUCUCUGGGUGCUGGGCUAGCAACUGACAUCUCCAUCUGGCUGGCCCCUCCAGUUUUCUUAAGCAGGUAAGCAGAAGAGCUUAUUUGUUGCAUUUAUAUCCCACCCUUUUCUCCAAGGAGUCCAUGGUUCACCUCCCCCUCCUCAGUUAAUCCCUACAACGGCCCUGUGAGGUAGGUUAAGAGGUUUCAACUGACUCAAGGUCACCCAGUGAGCUUCAUGGCUGAGUGGGGAUUGAACCCUGAUCUCCAAAGUACUAGACCAACACUCUAACCACUACACCACACUGGCUUCCUAGAGUCCUUCUGCUAUGGGGCAGCUCUAUAAAUCAGGUAGGUAAAUAAAUAUGGGGAAAGCAAAAUGUCACUUACAAAAGGAACUGAAAUAUUUUCUUUGAAGCUUGAAUUUGUUUUAAUCUGGAUUGUUUUAUUUGAUGUUUUAAUGUGUUGUCAAAUGUUGCUUUGGCUUUUUUUCUUUAAGAUCUAGAACAGUAUAGAAAUGAAAUGAACAGUAAUAAUAACAAAUCUAAACAUGCCGUUGUAGUGACCGCAACCUAGGUUUAAGGUGCCAUUUGGUGAUUAGCUUAUAUAUCUGAGUUUGGUCAGGCUGGCUCUGCCUGCUACCUGGGAUCCUUUAAACCAGCCUUUCUCAACCUGCGGGUCCCCAGAUGUUGUUGAACUACAACUCCCAUCACCCCUAGCUAGCAAGGCCAGAGCUCAGGGAUGAUGGGAGUUGUAUUCCAACAACAUCUGGGGACGGGACCCACAGGUGGAGAACUGCUGCUUGUUUGCUGGGGACUGAACCUAGGACCUUGUGUGUGUGCAAAGCAUGUAUGUGCUCUGCAGCUUCUCUUGUGUCCAGCAGCAAACAAACUGUUCAUGUGGGGCAAGCAGGUCAUAAUGUUUGGUCCUCAGUUGCCUGUGGCUGUAGUCCAUACAUGAGAUAAGAGUGUACAGGCAGCACUGACCCACCAAUGGGAGUUUUCGUCCCUUGUUCCAGACCACUUUGUAACUUUGUCUGCCACUCCUGUGCUCAGGUGCCCCCAGCGUGUAAGGAUCCCGAGAGUCGCAUGGGCCACUUGCCCACGUCUCCCAUCGCCUGGGAAUACCGUAUUUUUCGCUGUAUAGGACGCACCGUCCCAUAAGGCGCACCUAGUUUUUUUGGGGGGAAAUAAAGGGAAAAAAAUUAUUUCCCCCCAGGCACGGGCCUGGGGCGGGGGAAGCCCGAGCUUCCCCCGACCCCAGCCCCCAAACAGGCAGCUCUCUGCAAGCCGUGGGAGCCCAGCGCUGGCUCCCGCUGCUUGCAGAGAGGUGCGCGAAGCCUGCAUUCGCCCCAUAGGACGCACACACAUUUCCCCUUCAUUUUUGGAGGGGAAAAAGUGCGUCCUAUAGGGCGAAAAAUACGGUGAUUGCUAUGUUUUUGUGGUCAUUCUGCAUGUAGAUGCCAGAAUUCCCUAAGGAAGAGUAGGUAGUUGUUGGAGAAAGCCUAUUUUUCAAGCAUGCUUUCCUUUCUGGUGGCCCCAUAGAACGUUGUUCUCACAUUGGUGUGAGAGAAAUGGUUUCCUUCUCUCUCUCUCUCCUGCUCUCCCGCAAUCUCUGUUGGAAGCACAGCCCCUCAAUCCUGGAGCAUGGAUGUGGCCCUCGGGACUCUUCCAAGACUGUGCCACUGCUCUGCACCCUGUUCAAGGGCUUUUCCCUGGUUGGAAUGUACCAUUUAACUGUGGCAAUGCUUCUUGCCUAGCUGAAUAUAGAAUGGUUUGUAGAGAUCUCUGUUUCUUGUGUGGUUGGACUGUCGCCUACAGUAUGACGCUUUUGGCCCUCCAGAGGUUGUUAGACUUCGGUUCUCAUCAGCCCCAGUCAGUACACCUGUGGUUAGGGAAUUGUAAUUCAGUAGCAUCUAGGGGUCAAAAUGUCUCCCCUUCCCUGAUAUAAUGUUAACAGUUGCAUGUGUUGCUCUGCCCAUACCUUCCUCUGGCCCUGCACAUGUGGCCCCUGGAAGGUUGUCUGUGAGGGAAUGUGGCCCUUGAACUGCAAAAAUUUCCUUGCCUUCAUCCGUACUGCAAGAAAAAAACACCAAUAUUUAGUUGGGUUGUUUCUGUUCCCCUGCAAUCACCUAGUACAAAAUCUGGCCGUGCUUCAGCCCAUGGAGUACCGGGGCCUCUUUACUCUCCCAAGCAUUUUUUUUGGAAACAGGAGGAAGGGGAGACUGAUGAAAAACAGUGUCCCCCCACUGGCCACAGUGUCUUGUUAACUCAUGGGGGGCAAACCCAUCGUUUAGUUGGAUUUCUUUGUAUCUGAUUUGGUUAGCAUUGGCCACUGUGAAUAACAGCCUACUAACGAACAUAGGAAGUCAGGUCAUUAGCUCAUCCAGAUCCGUACUGUGUACACUGACAGGCAGCAGCUCUCCAGGGUUUCAGGCAAGGGAGCCUUUUCCCAGCAUGACCUGGAAAUUGAAGCUGGUGCCUCUGAGCUGUGGUCCUCCUCUCAAACUUAUUAGGUGUGGGUUUUAUGAAAUGUAUGCUGUCUCUGAUCCCUUGCGUUUGUAGGCAUUCUUGGUUAAAUGCGUCUACCAGGGUGCAAAUUUCCAGAGUUUUUGUGCCACUGUUUUUAGGCAGGGCUGCACAGAUUUAUGCCACUUUAUAAAGCUUGGCUUCAUUCUUGUUGAAAACUGGUGUGGUCUUGGGGCCAGAAUCUGAGCCCGAGGACGAGGAAAGACCCUGCUGGUUACCAGCUCUGAGGGUUGCUGGAUGCAGCUCAGCUGGAGAAUGUCGCUGCCCUGCUCUGAGAUGCCAACUUGUCAAAGUUCCCUUUUUCUUUUCUUUUUUUGUUGCAACACCAACCUGUAACUUUCCAUUGGUCAUGGAAACUUUCCUUGAGGAGAUGGGUUUUAUCAAAGGCUUUUUCACCCAAAGCUGAGAACAAGCUUGGAACUCUCCCCUUUGAGAACUGGCGUGAGUCUGAGGGAUUUGAGGAGUGGACUUUGCACCUGGGACAUGCGAGUCCUCGCAAGCUGAUGGUUUUAAGAAGGCAAUUUGUACCGGGACGUGGGGCAGAACUGGGAGAAAGAUACUUGACCCCUUGGCUUAAGGCAGGGGUGGCCAACUCCCAAGAGGCUGUGAUCUACUCACAGAGUUAAAAACUGGCAAUGAUCUGGCAGUUCGGGUCAAAGUUGGUGAGCUUUGGGGGGAGCCAGUGAUCUGCCACAGACAUCCAGUGAUCUACCGGUAGAUCAUGAUCUACCUGUUGGACAUGCCUGACUUAAGGGAUUAGGAGUUGGUUCUUCCGUGUUAAUCACAAAAGGGGAUGUGUUGGCAAAAUGUGGCUGGGCCAUCUGCUUGCUCGUUUCCUUAAAAAAAACCCUUUUUUUCUUCUUCUCUCCACUCCACAGAGUUCUACCUUGUAAAUACUGUUAUUUGUAUAUACUGUAAAUGAUGACAUCGGUGGGCACUAACCGAGCCCGGGGAAGCUGGGAGCAGACGCAGAACCAGGCACAGCACAAACAGAGGCCACAGGUGAGGGUGGAGCAGGCCAGGGUGUCCAUGGAAACCAGUUGGCUUUGGGAGGGGAGGAGUCCUCUUGGCUCCCUCACCUUUUCCUUUUUUCCGUUGUGACUAAGAGCACGCUGGCCUAACGUCUUUCCCACGAGACAAAGGAAAACUCCUCCGCACCCUUUCGGGCUGCUCUUAGCUUGCAUGCUUAGGAGCUGAGGCAAAGUUCUGGCUUUGUGGGCAAACACAGGAAGAAUCAGUGCUCAAACUUUCUUGAUACGUGUGGCAGGUGAAAGGACUAAUUUCCCGGCCACUGACGCUGAACCUGUUGGGAUAUCUGGAUAAAACAUCUGGUUGCCUGGGCAGUGAAAAGCUUUUGAAACCUCCCGCGUUGAUAAGCCCAACCAGUUGCCUAUUAAUUACAGUUUUCAAACGUUUGGGUUUUUUUCAGUUGUGACACAAAGAGGGGAAGAGAGGCUGGAAAAGGGGACAAUAUCGUAUCCUUUCUGUUCCAGAACCUCUGCUUUUCCAUUAAUCUGCAUUCCAUGGAAGCAUGUUGUGCUAUUGAUAUGUAUAAGAAAUAGAAAAUUAAUACCAAAUUCAUAAGAGAGGCAAACAUAGAGGAGUUGAGCUCUUAUGUUGAUAACCACAACAAGCCUUUCUCCUUGUUUAACAGAGAUUAGAACACGACUGAAUGACAUGAUGAGAGAGAAUUUAAAUAUAUCUCAUCCCUACUUUAGACUAAACUCUGGAUCCUCACCCUUAACUGAGGACUAAAACCUCUCAGUCUUGGUCCCAGUGUGUUAGUCUCAGCAUUAGUCCCAGUGUAUUUGUACUCCGCUUCUUAGCCAAAAAGCAGAGCAGCUUACACAAACCAGUCCCUGCUCCUUGGGUUUACAAUCUUAAAGCAAGGGUGGGUUAGGGAGAGAAGAAGCAAGCUCGGGUGCAAAUUCUUAAAGUUACAGUUCUGAAUAAUGUAGUUAUAUAGUUGUAUCUGUGCAGUUAUAUAGUUGUGUCUAUAUGAGAAAAUUCCUCCCUAUCAGCUCUGGAAGCUGAGCAGGUGAUUAAUAUCUAAGCCAGUAGGGCAGGGCUUUGCGCAGCUCUUCCCUCGUAACUUGAUGGUGGGAGCUUUGUGGCUUUGCCCUCCUCCCUCGCUGAUGUCUGCGGUUGCCUGGCCUUGGAAGUACCCAAUUCAGAUCUGAGGGCAGAGCAAAUGGCAGUGUCCAGCUCAUUCUUUACUCAGGCAGCUUCCCUGCUCCCGGCCAGACGCCCCACUUACAGGGCUAACUUGUUGUCUUUCUGCCCUGUUUCAUUCUAACACUUCCACCUCUGGCCCCUGUCUCCACAGGCCACUGCAGAGCAAAUCCGACUUGCACAGAUGAUAUCCGACCACAACGAUGCUGACUUUGAGGAGAAAGUGAAACAAGUAGGUUUUUUGGGACGCUGGAGGACGUGAGGAGAGGGGAAGACUCUCCAAGGAGAGUGUGCCUUUUAACUCCUUGCCCCGCCAGCUGUCUUUGAUGUCUCCUGGGAGAGAGGAACACGAUGGACACACUCAUGGCUGCUUUGGAUAGCUUGAGGGAGGCACUUGGGUUCAGGGGUUUGAAGUCCUGUGACUGGUGACAGGUCCCAGCCUUAUGCUUUGUUGCUUCUCCCUCGGCAGCUGAUCGACAUCACGGGCAAGAACCAGGAUGAGUGUGUCAUCGCCUUGCACGACUGCAAUGGGGACGUCAACAGAGCCAUCAACGUGCUGUUGGAAGGCAACCCGGACACGGUAAAUCUGCGGCUUUGCGGGGCUCAGUUAGCAGAGUGGAGUUGCAGGUUGCAAAGACCUUUUUUAUUCUCUGCUGGGCGAAGGGAGUAGCGUUGGGGAGGGGAGAAGAGCAGCCCAGGUGUCUCAGAAGAUGAGGCAGCUCAAGGCAUGCCCCGUUCUCCUGUCUGUGCUAGACUACAAUUCCCAUCAUCCCUCAUGACUGGCUGUGUUGACUGCAGCUGAUGUGAGUUUGAAAGAGGAGAGAGAGAGAGAGAGAGAGAGAGAGAGAGACCCAGGAGAAAAGCUGACAGAGUGAGGCAGAUCUGCGGAGGGGAGAUGUUGAAAAGUCAGGUCAUGGGGCACUCUAAAAUCUGUGUAGGAUUCUGCAGUUUAAAUUAAAGUUAAGUGUGGGUCUAAGGCAGGGAGGGAGAACAGCAGCCCGAGGGACUGCAUGCCCCACACCAGGCCUCUCAGCUUAGCCCAGGGGUCAGCAAACUUUUUCAGCAGGGGGCCGGUCCACUGUCCCUCAGACCUUGUGGGGGGGCCGGAAUAUUUUUUGGGGGGGGGUCAACGAAUUCCUAUGGCCCACAAAUAACCCAGAAAUGCAUUUUAAAUAAAAGCACACAUUGUACUUAUGUAAACACACACUGAUUCCCGGACCGUCCGCAGGCCAGAUUUAGAAGGCGAUUGGGCCGGAUCCGGCCCCCGGGCCUUAGUUUCCUUACCCAUUGCUUAGCCCUUGGAACACUUCCCAGGCCACACCGCUCCCUAGCCCUGCUUGGCAUCCCAAGCGUUUGUGGGUGGCUGGAAUGUGUCCUUGAGCUCUGAUAAUGCCUCUCAUCUGUAUGGGUGACAGAGAGGGGUGUGUUUGUACAUUUAUUAUGCACCCACUUUUGCCUAACCCUGGCAUGUGGCCCUUGGAAGGUUCCCCAGGCGGAAAUGCAGCCCUUGGGAAGAAACAGGUUUCCUACCCCCAACCUGAGAAGACUGAGGAUGACUCACCUGUUUAUCGGCCCCGGCCCAGAUCUUGCGGUUCUCCUCUCCUGACAUUCACGGCCCCCUCUGCAUACUGCUUCUAGUUGUCAAAAUAUUCUGCUGUCUUCACUUCCAGUGUUGAUUCCUUCUAUGAAUUCUCAUUUUAGAAAUGUGAAAAAAUGAAACAUGGUUGAUGCAAUUAUGCUUUCUGCGCCCACCUCCCCCUCAAAAAAUGUCCAGAACUGAACUGGAAUUUUAACUCUAGUCGAUAUCUAGCAGGUUUUUCUUUCUUUUUUUCAAUGAAAUUUUUAUUUUCCCAAAUAAAACUUUAUAAACUUUUAAAAGCAACAAUCAGUUCUACAAUGGUUCUACAAUACCAUCUUUGCAACUAAUCUAAAAUGUACGAACACACCCGGUACACUGUUUUAUAGUGGUCAGCACAAGUAUAUCUGCAUCUUUCCUGUUUGAAAAAUAAUAUUUUUUGUAAAGGAAUAUUUUUUUUAAUAAAAUGGCAGUCACCAACUUCAAUGAAACCCGUAGAAUGUUUCUUGCAUGCAUCUGUGAAAUUGAACGUGUGUUAUGUGCGUGGAGAGUGGGAAUAAAUCUUGCCUCUCCCUUCGCAGCACUCCUGGGAGAUGGUUGGGAAGAAGAAGGGGGUUUCAGGACAGAAAGACAGCGGGCAGACGGAACCCAGUGAAGAAAGCAAAGAGAACCGAGAGAGGGAGCGGGACUUCAGCCGGCGACGAGGUGGAUUGCCAAGAAGGGGCCGAGGGACGAGCCGUGGAAGAGAGUGUACGAGUUGCGACUUUGUGUGGAAUAGCUGCCGGUGUGGGGUGGGGCAGUGAGAUGAGAGGAAAGGUAGCAGGUGGUUAAAACCUCACGGCCAGAGAUGUGCAGCGUGGGGGCAGUUAUGGCUUCCCUGUCUUCCCUGUCAUACCUGGCAUUGCCGUGCACGGAGCUUGAAAAAUAACAGUCACAUUUUGAAUUCCUGCUCCACACUUCCUUUAUUUUUUAAUAGUUAGCUCUGCUUGGGCAUCAACAAAAUGUUUCAAACAUCCAGGUGUUUUGGGUAAUUGGGAUCCUUAGGGCUUUUUGUUUUUUAAAAUUGAGACCUGUUUUAUACAAAUGCCGUUUCACAAGCCAACUGUGAAGAUAUGUUUUGCUUGGGUGUUUGUAUCUUCUUUAAAACAACAAAAAAGACCACCCAACACCCUUUACAACAUCUGUUUCGCAACCUAUGGGUUGUGUUUUAUUUUCAUCUGAAGACCACGUAUCUCCAUUCCUUUAAAAGCAGAUGGUUCAUUCUAAAGACCCUCAAGGGAAAUUGAGGACGCUGAGUCUGUAAAAUUUAGACACGAGCCUAUUGCAGGGCAGGGCUGGGAAAACUGGAACGGUGUGACGUGGGUUGCUUCUCCUGCAGUAGAGGAAGGGGAUCAUGUGUGGAUUGUCACCGCCCAUCUCUCCCCUGGCAAGAGGUUGAACUUCCGAGAGGGUGCACCUGGUGGGCAGGGCAAACCCUUGGCAAAGCCAGCUUCUGCCAGCUUCUCUGCAGCUCGCACAAGAAUCCUUAAUUCAUUCAGCACAGCACUCAAGCCUUGCACCCCCCCCCAUGCACUCAACACACUGGAAACUUACUAGUGUGGUUUUGUGUCUUCCAGUUCGGGGCCAGGAGAAUGGACUGGACAGUGGCAAGACAGCCGGACCCACUGGAAGAGGCACAGAGAGAGGGCGACGAGGCCGCGGGCGAGGCAGAGGUGAGAGAGGUGGCUCAGCAGCCUGGAUAGCUUUUACAAAGAGGACUGGAAAUUACCAUGGAGGAUACUGCUGCCAGUGGCUACUUGGCACGGUGGCUGUUUUCUCCCCAUACUGUCGGAGGCAGGCUGUCUCUUGAUAACCUGUUUCUGGGAAUCAGGUGUGGAAAGUGAGACUUUCAGGCUUCCCUUGCUUAGCUUGUCCGCUUUGAGAACAGGAUGGAUCAGAUGCACUCUUUGUAAGACCAUAAAAUCAGGUGAUUGAGUGGUGUAUAGAAUUAAGUAUGGUGUGGAGGAAGUUGACCUAGAGAGGUUUUCCUCUCUUAGCACUAGAAUUCAGGCUCAUCAAACAAACGUCGGAAGACUCAGGACAGACAAAGAAUAAAUAAAUCCUGAUUUAAAGUGCCUUUAAAUCCAUCCCUCCUGCCAUACUGUGGGCUGCAUACCAGUAGACCCUUUCUGGCUCCUUCAUAGCUAUAAAGGGGGGACAGCGUAUGCUACAGCAAGUCUUGGCAUCGUUGGCCAACUGAGUCCUGCAGCUGUGAUAGCUGACGGGCCGCCUCCGGUGAUCAAACAAACAAGGUGUUCGAUUCCUAAUGCGAGUGCACCUGAAACCAGGCAGGGGAAGUUGAAGUUUCAUUCCCACAUAGGGAACCUUCUGGGGGCCACAGUGCCCCUCAACCCUGGCCCUCAGCCAUGCCUGCUGCAGAUGGUCAGAGUUGGGAGCCCAAUAACUGGAGGGUCGCAGGUUCUCCACAUCUAGAAUAUCCCACGUUCUCCCACCUUCAUUGUGGAUUUGAAGUCUGGCACUAGUCCAGCUCUCAGUCUCAAUUGGGUACCUACAAGGUGGGUGGUUGUAUCAGUAGGCUCAUUUGUGUUUUGCUUUAAAGCAAGGCUGGGGGCCCUCUGUCUCUGCCCCCCAAAGUUGUUGGGGCGGGGCUGACUUAUAUCAUCCCCAACCAACAUCAGCGAUGCAUGAUGGAAGUUGUAGUCCCAUCCUUGGUUCAAAGGAGUGAAAUUGGUGGGGAAAACGAGAUGGGUGAAGAUAGAAGACUUUUAAAAAUCUGGUUUAGUUUACCUGGAGGUGUAUCCUGGGUCCAGUAAGGUUUAAAGCUGCCUGUUUUUUUGUUGUUGCAGGUGGAUCUGGAAGGCGGGGAGGAAGGUUUUCAGCCCAAGGCAUGGGGUAAGCUUCGCAGCCUUUGUCUUAACUCUAAUCUUGGGCGGGAUGGGCAGAGGAAGGGAGUUUAUCUGUGACCAGAUGACACUCACCUGUGGCCUGGAUAGGGGGAGGGAAGAGACUAAAGGGUCAAAGCAGGACAGACGUGCCCUUGAGAUGUACGCUCAAAUUCCCCUUUCCUCACCCACCCUGUCUUCCAGAACUUUCAACCCUGCGGACUAUGCCGAGCCCACGAGCACGGAAGAAGGCUACGGGAACAGUAACAGCAAUACAUGGAACAACACCGGGAGCUUUGAGCCGGACGACGGCACGAGUAAGUGACCUGGGCGCAUUGUGCUGCCGCAGUUUGGGGCCAGAGUUCAGCUCCUGUCAGUAAAAAGGCCAGCAAGUGGGUCCCCUUCAAUACAGCUUGCCAUUCUUCAACAUAAAGGGUUGCAUUUUAUCAAGUCAGCCUGUUGGUCCAGCCAUCCCAGUAUUGCCUAGGCUGGUUGGCAACAGCACUCUGGGUGUUGCAGGUAGACAUCUUCCCCAGAGAUCCCUUUAUGUCAACACUGCCCAAACCUGUAGUCCAACAACAGCUGGGAACCCAACUCCCAUCAUCCCUAGCUAGCAGGACCAGUGAUCAGGGAUGAUGGGGGCUGUAGACCAACAACAGCUGGGGACCCAAGUUUGAAAAACACUGUUUUAAAUGGAGACUGUGGGUGGGGGGAGAGAACCACCAUUCCCAGUACCUGCCCUGCCGCUGAGCGAUGACCAGCCAUGCCCCUGUGUGAUUGAAGUCACCCAAUUCUGCCACCUAGAGCCACUUAAUCAUAGGGACGUGGGUGGCACUGUGGGUUAAACCACAGAGCCUAGGACUUGCCGAUCAGAAGGUCGGCAGUUCGAAUCCCCGCGACCGGCUGAGCUCCCGUUGCUCGGUCCCUGCUUCUGUUAACCUAGCAGUUCAAAAGCACCUCAAAGUGCAAGUAGAUAAAUAGGUACCGCUCCGGCGGGAAGGUAAAUGGCGUUUCCAUGCACUGCUCUGGUUCACCAGAAGCGGCUUAGUCAUGCUGGCCACAUGACCCGGAAGCUAUACGCCGGCUCCCUCGGCCAAUAAAGUGAGAUGAGUGCUGCAACCCCAGAGUCGGCCACGACUGGACCUAAUGGUCAGGGGUCCCUUUACCUUUAGAGCCACUUAAUGGCUAUCCAGUUUCCCCAUCAUGCCAUUAAACCCAGCCAUUUUACUUGUGCUUGAUGCUGUAAAAAAAUGGCUGGUUUUAUUUCAGUUUAAAACUGCUUUGGGUCGCAGUCACAAUCCACGUUAAGCGCUUCUGAUCUGUUUUAGUAUUUUCAAUUGCAAAACCUGUGGGGAAAGUUGCAUUGGAGUUUGAGGGUCUCGCUGGCAAGUCCUAGUGCAGGGUUGGAGAGCCUGUGGCACCCUGCAAGCCUCUGGACUCCCAGCUCCUAUCUUCCCUGAGCUUUAGCCACACUGGCCGGGGCUGGUGGGAGCUGGGAGUCUCAGCAUCAUCUAAGUGCAUCCCAUCAUCUCCCCCUGGUCUUUAGAAUGUGGUGGUUAACCUCCACUGGGCAGGGGUGAGUUGGGUCUGCCAGCCUAUGAUUUUAAUGAAGGUUUCCCAAGAAAGGGAAGAAACAUAUUCUCCACCCACCGUUCCACUGCACACCCUUUUCAUCUCUUUCAGCAACAGCAUAACUUCAGGGAACUGAAGUGUUGAAUGCAGGAAGCUGCCUUGUAACGGCUUAGACCAGAGCUUCCGAAACUUGAGUCUCCAGCUGUUUUUGGACUCCCAUCAUCCCUAGCUAGCAGGAUCAGUGGUCAGGGAUGAUGGGAAUUGUAGCUCAAAAACAGUAGGGAGACCCAAGUUUGGGAAAUCCUGGUCCAUCUAGCUCAGUACUGUCUACACUGACCGGCAGGCAACCCCCUCCCAGGGUUUCAGGCAGAGGGAGGCCUUUCUGCCAGUCCUACCUGGAAAUGCCCUUGGAGAUUGAACCUUGCCUCUGAGCUCUGGCCUUCCUCCAUAGAAGAAGACAACAGUGUCUUUCUGGUUGGACCAAAAGACCACUUGAGGUUUUUGAGGGAAGGUUCCCUUACCUGGGUGUGCAGUAGAAAUGUAGAAGCGGGGAGAGAACUGCAGUGUCUUAACUUUUCUCUUGGAAGUAGAUCCCGCCGUUCUUUGUGUGUCCUGAGCUAAGAAAGGGGGACCGUUAAAAGUUGUCGCUGGAAGGGGACGACCCUUUUCAUUGGCCCCCAAGGAGGGUUUACUUGUCCACAGUGUCUACAGAACGCACUCCUCAUUUCAUACUCCCAUGAUUAGUUUGUAGUAUUAAGUAUAUUUUUUUAAUUUUAACAAUAUCCACAGGUAUGGUGGGCGGCAGAGUAGUCUUGGGGUGGGGAAGGGGGUGGCGGCAGCAGCAGCAGCGGCAGAAUCGCCUCGCUUUUCUCAUUUCUUAGAAUACAAAACCGUUUUCACUGUUUUUACCCCGUUCUUUUUUUUUCUUUUUCUUUUUUUUCUGUUUCUUUUCAGGAGUUGAUUACAUUAGGGGUGAGGGGUCAAAUUAUCCCCGAAAAUUUGACACUGCUCCUGGUACGAGAAAUCCAGGUGCACUAAUUGCCCGGGAUCUCUUUAUUUAUAAGUUGGAAUAUAUCUGUGGAUAUGUCAUUGUCUCGUUCCUCCCACUCCACAACCCCUGCCCUCCUCCAUCUCUUUCCAUCUUGGUUUGGUUUCAUUUAAUGAAUAUGUGUACGUUCUUGCCUGUGCUUUUACUAACACUGACACCCCACCCCACCCCGCCUUCCCCACACCUCUGUGUUUUUGAGGGGAGGCGGGGUUUGGGCUUCCAUGUGUUGUGUUUUUCUGUGUUUGGUGGGGGUGGGGAGAUGAGUUUGCUUUCCUGGCUGUUUUGAUUGCACCCUCCACCGGCUGUGGCUGCCCCUGUUGUGGUUCCCCUCUCCUGGCUCUUUAAAGCUCUUGCAUCUUGAUUCGAAGGCCAAGUUUCCUUGGGACAUAAGCUCAGAAUGGCCUUGUCAGUUCAGACCAAGGAGUCCAUCUAUAUUUCUGGGUUUUUUUGGGGAUGGGGACCAGCUAGGUGCCUCUGUUGAGCUCUCACAAGUGGGACUGAAGGUGACAGUCCCCCAGUAUCUGGCAUCCACCAAUACACUGCCUCUAAACACAGAGGUUCCAUCUAAUUGGCCUUCUGGGGAGCCAGUGAUGAGGCAAUUUCUGCUGCAACGCCUUCCUCAAGAUCUACAGAUGGUUCGUUUGCAGUUCCAACUGGUGGGUAGUUAACACUGGUGGGUUCUUACAACCUCCUGGUGGGUUGCUGGCCAGUUGCUGGCAGGCAGCUGAGAUUUCUUGCAGAGAAAGUUGGGCAAGGCCUUGGUCUGAUGCUGUGAGGCCAUUUCUUAUGUUCUUAAGCAAGAGCGCAGACUUGGGAUCACUGAAGACAGGUUAGGGAUCACUUGACCAUGAAGAGAUCCUGAGUUAAUCCCCUUCUGCAACUUCUAAAAAACUCACCGAUAGCCUGACUUGCGGGUGCAGAGUAGGGGGGGGGAAUGGACUAUGAAGAGGAAGCAGUCCUGCUACACAAGUCGGGUUUGCUAGCCAUCCAGGGACCAAGUAUGUGCAGACUUCUGCAGAUUUGGUGAAUGCUGACAGGGUGUUGAAUCUAGUGAAGGUCUUGUGCAAGUAAAACCGCUCGAGCUGGCCCAGUGGAAUUUCUCCUGGCACGCCCCCUUGUUCUACUUUUUUGGGGGGGGGGCUGGAAGAAACCCCAGAGCAUAUUGGGGAGGUGGGGGACGUGGGAGGCAGGACUCCCAGCUUGCAUCAUCUCUGGCCCUUGGCCGUGCUGGCUGGAGCUGAUGGGAGUUGGGGGCCCCCGGGGGUUACGCACCUGGAUUAGACUGAGAGAAAGUGUGGGACUGCUCCAAGGUCUCUCGACGAGCUUCAUGCCUGAGAAACGUAGCUGGGGGCGGUGCGUGCUUCAAGUCUCCCCGGUCCAACUCCCAGCUGUAGUGCCUUGCAGAGUUUUCUUUUUCCCCCAGUUUCAAGUCUUCAUAUCUUUUCCCUUGCACUUUUGGCUAAUGGCGCUAUGUGGGUUUUUUAAAAAGCAAAACACGCCUUCAGGAGCCAGCAGAGUGUAUGCAUGUUUUUAAAUGCCCAUAGUCAAUAAAUGAAGAUUUCAAGGAACAGGGAAGUGACCUGAACAGCAGCAGGGGGGGCAGGGGGCUUUUUUACUUUGAGACGGUAAAAGACCCGCCUUCGCUUUCAUAGGGCUGAAAGCAAAUUUUUGCAGGGGGAGACAUCUGAGCAAGUCUCUUGCAGGAUGCACGAGCAUCGUGUAGUAUUGAGUUAUUUAUACACUGCUUAGACGCUUGUAAUUAAGCAGUUUAUAAAUCCGUAUGAACACACAGGUAUGCACAAACGAAACCUUCCGUUGACUUGACCAUUUUGCACUGAUCCUAACCUGGUGGCUGCGAUCUUCUGGGAAAAUUGGGCUUUUGCAGGACUUUGGGGAGGGGCAGUGGCAGGAGGAGGGUGGAGAGAUGCCACAUUUGAUUGCAAGAGAGCAGUGGAACUGGGCAGGGGGCAUGUAGAAUAUCAGUAGGGCUGUCCAUCACCGUUUGUUCCUAAGGGAAGAGAGUUUCAGGACAGGGUCAAGGAAGACAUCUCUUUUCCCCACAGUGAUUCCAGGGUCCAGCCUCUUUGCUUUGGGGUUCAGUGGGUGGGGGAGCUUGCGUGGUGUGCCCAUAUUUUUCCUCCUCUCCCCCCUCCCCCCACCCCAAGCUUGUGUCUGUCUGGGCGAGGGGCACCAACCUGCUUAGCUGCUUGCAAUGCUUCUUGAAAAUCACCCCCUUUUCCCGGGAAGCACCCAGGAUCCGCUUGUACCAAACCCCCUCUCUGCUUUGUUCUUUGCCAGGUGCGUGGAGGACGGCGACGGAGGAAUGGGGGACCGAGGACUGGAAUGAAGAUGUAGGUACAACCCAGCUCUUGCGUCGCUUCCCUUUCUGUGUGCACUUUGCCUUCUCUGACUUGGGAUCACCCUAACUAACUUCCUGCCUCUCCUUUCCUUCCCCAGCUUUCAGAGACCAAGAUCUUCACUGCCUCCAACGUCUCCUCUGUGCCUCUGCCUGCGGAAAAUGUGACCAUCACGGCUGGACAGAGGUGGUCCAUUUGCGCCUGCCACAGUAGCUGGGUUUCAGUUUAGAAAUGAGUUUCUUUUUGGUGGCGGGGCUGGGGGAGAGAGCAGGGGAAGAAAGCAAACAACCAUUUCCCUAGCCAGGAUGUGGCGGACAGGCCUGUAGUCCUCCAGAUGUUGCUGGACUCUCCAACUCACUUCAGCCCUGGCCGUACAGUGGUACCUCGGGUUAAGUACUUAAUUCGUUCCAGAGGUCCGUACUUAACCUGAAAGUGUUCUUAACCUGAAGCACCACUUUAGCUAAUGGGGCCUCCCACUGCCACCGUGCCACCGGAGCACGAUUUCUGUUCUCAUCCUGAAGCAAAGUUCUUAACCUGAAGCACUAUUUCUGGGUUAGCGGAGUCUGUAACCUGAAGUGUAUGUAACCUGAAGCAUAUGUGACCCGAGGUACCACUGUAUGACUAGAGGUCAGGCAGGGCUGUGUCAGGCCACCCUGGGAAGAAUUCAGAGGUGUGCUAUUACGAUCCUUCCAUCAACGGAAGCCAUUCUGCUUGCCAAAUAGAACAAUCUUACUGCUUCUCUCACCGUCCCAUGUACUGUUCUGGGUUUUCUUGCUCCCGUCCCCCAAGCUGACUCCUACCAAUUGUUGCACUGGCUCCUACCAAUGCAGUUCUUGAGUCCUCUCCAUCUGGCCCUUGGGACUCUUCCACCCCCCCAGAUUGCACAACAUCCAGAGGCACAUUCCUCACCAUCAGUCCUCCUUUGCGCUCUUCUUGGGAGUUUUUUGUCUGGCUGGAAUGUGUCCUUGAGCUCUGAUAAAGCUGUUUUUGCUUCCCAGGAUGGAGGAUAGAGAUAGGGUUGCAUGUGUAAAAACUAGGCUGCUGCACAGAGGGAAAAUCAACAUUCCUUGCUCUGUCCACAUUUGCCUCUGGCCCUGCCGAAGCUCUACGAUGUGGCCCCCAGAAGGGGCGUCCCUCUGCCUGAAAAGCAAAAAAACAAAAACCCAACACAAAACCCACAACUUUCUCCCCGAGGUGUAAGGUCUUUUGUGCCCGGGUUUCUGUGUGCAUCUGCUUCCCAGGACCAUACUGUAGCAUGCACUGAACACGAGCAAAUCCACUGUGGAUGCCAGAUCAGAGACUAAAGCAGCCACCGCCGAUGGCUGGGUUAACACAGGCUGCUGGGAAAUGUAAUCCAAAACAUCCAUGUUGGCGCAGGCGGCAUCAGAUGCAUCCAGCCACCUCAGCAGCCUGCUGGUAUGCCCAAGAUCCUCUGCCAGCCCUGCCUGAUUCUGCACUGCACAGUAAUUCUGUGCACAAGCAGAUCAAAGAAUUGUAGAGUUGGGAGGGACCCUGAGGGUCAUCUAGUCCAACCCCCUUCAAUGCAGGGAAUCUCAGCUAGAUCAUACGUGACAGGUGGCCAUCCAACCUCUGCUGAAAACCUCCAAGGAAGGAGACUCCGCCACCUCCCGAGAGAGAGAGCCCAUUCCACAGUUCUUAACCAUCGGAAAGUUCUUCCUGAUGUUUAGUUGGAAUCUCCUUUCUUGCAGCUUGAAUCCAUUGCUUCAGGUCAUACCUUCUGGAGCAGGAGAAAACAAGGUUGCUCCAUCCUGCAUGUGACCCCCCUUGAGAUAUUUAAAGAGACAGCUAUCAUAUCUCCUCCCAGUCUCCUCCUUUCCAGGCUAAACAUACCCAGUUCCUUCAACUGUUCCUCAUAAGGCUUGGUUUCCAGAUCCUUGAUCAUCUCGAUUGCCCUCCUCUGCACACGUUCCGGCAUGUCAACAUCCUUCUUAAACUGUGGUGCCCAUAACUGAACACAGAACCCCAGGUGUGGUCUGACCAGGGCAGAAUAGAGCAGUACUGUUAUCUUCCUGGAGUUGCACACUAUACAGUCAUGCCUCAUGUUAUGUCCGCUUCAUGUCACGUUCUUUCAGGUUACGUCCCGUGGCGACCCAGAAGUACCGGAAAGGGUUACUUCCGGGUUUCGCCACUUGCGCAAACGCGCAAAAUGACAUCACAUGCAUGCGCAGAAGCGGCAAAUUGCAAUCCGCGUGUGCACAGAUGCGCUGCUGUGGGUUGUGUUCUUUUCGUGUUACGAACGGGCUUCCGGAACGGAUCCCAUUCGCAAACAGAGGUACCACUGUACUUUUGUUGAUGCACCCCAGAAUAGCAUUGGCUUAUUUUGCCGCUGUUAACUCAUGCUCAGUUUGUGGUCUACUAAGAUCCCUAGACCCUUUUCACAUGUACUACUGGAAACCCAGGUGUGCCCCCCAUCUUCACAUUUAUGCAGCUGGUUCCUCCUGCCCCAAGUGCAGAACCUGACAUUUGAUCCUAUUGAAAUUCAUUUUGUUAGCUUUAGCCCUGGCAUGGGGCAUCCCUUUUGGUGCAGGAACAGUGGUGGGCCGGCCAGGCCACUCACCCAGCCCCUCGCUCACGGUGACGCUUCUGCCUCCUUCCUAGAAUCGACCUUGCUGUGCUGCUAGGAAAGACCCCUUCUUCUCUGGAGAACGAGUCGCCCAACCUGGAUUCCUCGCAGGCACCUGCCCUCAGCCAGCCGCUGGUGUUCAGCAAUUCCAAGCAGGCUCCUAUAUCCCAGCCCAGUUCGGGGAACACCUUCCCGCACCACGGCAUGGUAAGGAAAUGGACAAGCCUCUGAACCUUGCGGCCGUGCACGUGUUGUAUUUAGAAGAGUUCAGCCUCUUGGUCCCCAUCUGGGGCUGCUGCGUUGUUUUGCCCAGCCAAAGCCGCCAUGCGCCUGCUUCAGCCGGCCUUCCCUUCCUGCCGUUUCAGGUCGGCAUGCUGGGAAAGGGGUUCAGCGACGUCGGCGAGGCCAAAAGCGGCGGCGGAGGCACCGCAGUCUCUGCCUCCGCUGCCACCACCACCACCGGCUCGCAGUUCCUGGAGCAGUUCAAGACGGCCCAGGCGUUGGCUCAGCUGGCAGCUCAGCAUCCUCAGCCAUCCGGGAGCAGCAGCGCGGCCACGUCCUGGGACAGCGGCACCACGAGCCACUCCUCGUCUCUCGUGCAGUACGGUAAGGUGGAAGGGGGCAGCUGGAGGCUGGAGGAGUCUUGUGGAUGGGGAGAGUGUUGGAAUGCGCAGUUCACUGUUGCAGCCCUGGCAUGGCUGCUCUGAAUGCCCCCAAAUCCUGAAUCUGCUUGAGGAUCUUUUGUUGAGUUAAUAACUGCUUCUUAGUACAGUGCCAGCGUGGUGUAGUGGUUAAGAGCGGUAGACUCGUAAUCUGGGGAACCGGGUUCGAUUCCCCGCUCCUCCACAUGCAGCUGCUGGGUGACCUUGGGCUAGUCACACUUCUCUGAAGUCUCUCAGCCCCACUCACCUCACAGUGUGUUUAUUGUAGGGGAGGAAGCGAAAGGAGAAGGUUAGCCGCUUUGAGACUCCUUCAGGUAGUGAUAAAGCGGGAUAUCAAAUCCAAACUCCUCCUUCUCUUCUUCUUCUUCUUCUUCUUCUUCUUCUUCUUCUUCUACAGUGGUACCUUGGUUCUUGAACAGCUUAGUUGUCGAACAAAUCAGGACCCGAACACCGCAAACCCGGAAGUAAGUGUUCCGGUUUGCGGACGUUUUUCAGAAGCCGAACGUCUGACGCAGCUUCCGUUUGAGUGCAGGAAGCUCCUGCAGCCAAUCGGAAUCCGCACCUUCGUUUUUGAACGGUUUUGGGAGUCGAACAGACUCCCAGAAUGGAUUACGUUCAAGGUACCACUGUAUACCUACCUCCAUAUCUGGCCACUCCAGCAGCCAGAAUUAAAUCUGUAAAGAACGCUUAUUUAUUUCGCAUUUAUAUCCCACCUUCUUUUUGCCUCUAAGGAGCUGCACUCUGCCCCCCCCCUCAUUUAAUCCCCCACAACAACUCUGUGAGGUUGGUGAGGCCGAGAGGCAGUGACUGGCCCAAGGUCCCAGGCAACAAGUUUAAUGGUUGAGCGGGGAUUUGAACCCUCGUCUUUCCCAGGUCCUAGUCUGGCACUCUUAACCACUAAAACACUCUUGCCCUGCACCUCUGGUGGUACGGUUUGUCAAAGCCUUUGAACUGACCUUAGAGGCCAGGGUGGAAUUUAAAAAAAAAAGAUUAAAAAUAUAUUUUUUAAGAAUUAUGAGUGCUAAGAUUUUUGUCCUAAGCAAUAAUUGGUUCAUUUUAAGUAAUCUAGAUAGAAGCAUGUUAGCCCUACUACUUAUCACUAAACUGAACUAGUUCCUCUACCAGAUACACUGAGUUUAUUGAGGCUUUUUUCUGUGUCAAUGAGCAUUUCUCAAAUUUGAAUAUUUUUGCAGAAACUGAUUUCAUCGGUCUCCCAGACCAGAAAGCCAUUCCAUUUUUCAUUUGGUAUUCGCACAUCUAGGUCCAUUUCCCUCAACAUUUUUGUGUACAAUAGAUUGCCGCAUUCUAGUGUAAAUUGAGGAAGCUCUACGACAAAACAAUUGAAAUGUCCCCUGCGCUAGCACUACUUGGGCUUAGGAUCCCAUCUGCUCAUAAUUAUCCUAAAGAAUCACCUCUUAGCCUUUCUGUUGACUGCGGCCCGUAUGGAGAUAGCCAGGUAUUGGAAAACCAGUGUUGGGUUGAAUAUUGAUUCUUGGUUUGACAGAGUCAGCAUUGGCUGAGAAACUAACAUGCCAGGUGAGAGCGACAAAGGGCAAACGCAAUCCACUUUCCUUUUAUAACAGAUGGCAAAUGUUUAUUGAAUACAUAAAUUGUUCAGACUGUGGCAGGAAUCUACCUAGCACUCAUGGGGAAAAUGCAGUGUGAUCUCUUAGACUAUCAAAUGAAACUUUAUACCUGGCAUGAAAAAAAUUGUAAUUUCAUCAGGACAAAUUAUUUGUUGUUUACUGUUGUAACAAUUGUUUUCUCAAAAUUUAGCUUCUGUACCUUGAAAAUAAAAACAUUAUGAAAAAUUGAGUAUUUGCACACUUCCCUACAAACCUAGGAUUGCUGCCAACUAAAAUCAUACGCAGAAAAGACCAAUAUCUCCAUUAUUAUGCAGUGGGUCUGCUUUAAGUAGGAUUAGUGUUGCAUACAGCAAACAGCCCAUAGUCAUUUCUUCAUUUAGCAGUAGAUUUUGUAACAUCAUUUCGGGUGUCUGUAUAAUUAUGUAAUAAUUCAUAAUUUCUAAUGGGUGUAUGUAAACAUUAAAAAGAAAAACCAGACCAAGUAUAAGAUCAGUUAAAAUUCACCAUAAAAACUACCUCGAAAUGCCUGCUAAAGUAUGCUAUGAAAUUAUUAUUUUUUUAAAAAGCCAUGUUUUUUGAAUAAAAACAAGUAUUCCUGGUAAAAGUAAUACCCUAAAUCAACAUGGGUUUAGUGGUCAGAUUUGUACUACUGACAGAGAGCUUUAUUUUCUCACUGAUUUUUAAAUCUGCACAUUCCUCCUGCCUUAGUGUGAGCUGCGUACCAGUAGACCCUUUCUGGCUCCCUCAUAGCUAUAAAGGGGGGACAGCGUAUGCUAUAGCAAGUCUUGGCAUCAUCAGCAAAUUCAGUCCUGCAUCUGUGGUAGCUGACUGACCGCCUGUGGUGAUCAAACAAACAAGGUUUUUAUUCCAAAUCCUGCUGCGUCUAAAACCAGGGUUGGGGAAACUUUUCAGCCUGGGGGCUGCAUGCUAAUAAUAGGUGCAGCCAGAGGUUGGUGUGGGUGGGGCAAAGGUAUAGGUUAAUACACAGGUGCUUUGUAAGGAGGAGGAACCAGGAGUUUCCUGUCCUGGGCUUGACCACCCUCCUUCCGUCUCCGGCACGCAGAUUUGAAGAACCCGUCGGAAUCCGCUGUGCACAGCCCGUUUGCCAAACGCCAGGCCUUCCCGCCCACCUCCGCCAUGAUGGAAGUGUUCCUGCAGGACAAGCAGCCUGUGGUGACAGCGUCCGUCACGGCCCCGCCGCCUCCGUCGUCCCCCCUGGCCAGCAAAACCAACCCCGUCCCCCAGAUGUCUCCGGGCUCCUCGGACAACCAGUCCUCCAGCCCCCAGCCAGCCCAGCAGAAGAUGAAGCAGCAGAAGAAGAAAGCGUCCUUGACAUCAAAGGUACGCAAGAAUUUCCCAUCCUGCACGGCGUGGGGCUUAGGCUUGAGGCAGCCCCCUAGAGGGCCCAAUGAACUUGGCAGGUGAGCGGGAAGGGGCCCGUAGCUCAGGAGUGGAGCGUCAGAGGCUAUUCUAAUGAGCUUGGUGGACCCAGUGGUCUGAAUCUGUAGAUGGCCUCAUCCCAGUGUACCUGAAGGAGCGUCUCCACCCCCAUCAUUCAGCCCAGACACAGGGCCUUCUGCUGGUUCCCUUCCUGCGAGAAGUGAGGGUACUAGGAACCAGGCAGAGGGCCUUCUCGGCAGUGGCGCCCGCCCUGUGGAACGUCCUCCCAUCAGAUGUCAAGGAGAUAAGCAACUAUCUGACUUUUAGAAGACAUCUGAAGGCAGUCCUGAUUAGUUUUUAAUGUUUGAUGUUUCCUCGUGUUUUUAAUAUUCUGUUGGGAGCCGCCCAGAGUGGCUGGGGAAACCCAGCCAGAUGGGUGGGGUAUAAAUAAAUGAUAAUUAGGAUGAUGAUGACUCAUAUAUUGUAUUGGGCAAGGGUGGAAUCUCAGUUGUAGAGCAGCUGCUUCGUGUGCACAAGGUCUCCGAUUCAGCCCCCAGCAUCUGCAUGUGACUCUUAAUCUUAAGUUUCCUACGUUGCAGGGGGUUGGACUAGAUGACCCUUGGGGUCCCUUCCAGCUCCGUGAUUCUGUUGUUCAAGACCUCGCGUCUGACGGGGGUGGGGGAAAUUCACCAUCUGCAACCUUUGAAAGGAACGAGAAAAACGGGCAGUGGUGAAAAUCAUUAGAUUAUUUGUUAUUCUAUUGAUUAAAUUUGAAUAUCACCCUAUCCCCGCGGCUCAAUAUGAUUAGAUGCAGUUGAAUCAAAACCCUAAUAUAUCCAUGGGAAAACGGGGGUGGGUUUAUUGAUAUACUGUACUACUAAGUAGAACGCUGAUAAUACAGCUGUUCAUUGCUUUUAGUUCUUUGUACACCCUGUUACUUUUAGAACUAGUUUUUUGUUGUUGCAGCUUGGAAGCGUGGCACUCUUUUAGCAAUUAAGCGAUGCUGGUGAUAAUUUUAAAAAUGCAACAACCCUGAGCCUCUAAAGGCGACAUUGAAACCCAGGCACACCCUCUGCCACAGAAGGAAGUGGAAAGCCUUGGCAGCCUCCGCUCUUCAGGGUUUGCCAGUUUGAGAGCAGGAACACCAAUUUCAGGUUGCAUGUCGGCAGCUCAUCAGGCCACCUCUCCUUCCUCAGAUUCCCGCUCUGGCAGUGGAGAUGCCCGGCUCUGCGGAUAUCUCGGGGCUCAACUUGCAGUUUGGGGCGUUGCAGUUCGGUUCGGAGCCUGUCCUCUCGGAGUACGAGCCUGCCCCCGCAACAAGCGCCUCCGUCAGCCAGCCUCCGAGCAGCCUGUAUACGAGUACUGCAAGGUGAGAGGAGCCUGUUGCCAUUGUCUUUGGGGGGUCUUAGCUUAAGUGGGAGACAGCUUGGCAAGCAGAAGGUCCCAGGCACAACCCUCAGUGGCGUCUCUAUGUUGGGCUGCAAAAAAGACCCCCUUAGUGGGGUAAGAGAGAUGAAAAUAGUGCUCGUAAAUUUCACAUCUGGCAACCAAUGAGCCCCUUUGGUUUCAGAUAGUACAUGGUUAAAAGGUAAAGGGACCCCUGACAAUUAAGUCCAGUCACAGACGACUCUGGGGGUGCGGCACUCAUCUCGCUUUAUUGGCCGAGGGAGCCGGCAUUUGUCCACAGACAGCUUUCCAGGUCAUGUGGCCAGCAUGACGAAGCCUCUUCUGGCGAACCAGAGCAGCGCACGGAAAUGUCGUUUACCUUCCCGCUGGAGUGGUACCUAUUUAUCUACUUGCACUUUGACGUGCUUUUGAACUGCUAGGUUGGCAGGAGCUGGGACCGAGCAACGGGAGCCCACCCCGUCACAGGGGUUCGAACUGCCGACUUUCUGAUCGGCAAGCCCUAAGCUCUGGUUUAACCCACAGCACCACCCUCGUCCCUAGUACAUGGGUAGAUAAAUCUAAAAAACCCAGGACACAAAUUUUCAUGGCCCUCUAGCAUCUGUGGUGGCUCUUUUUCCAGGAGCGAUGUGUUUAGUGUUAACUCUGGAAGUGUGGACUCAAUUCUGACCAAACUAAGCCUCCUUGUAUAUGUUUUGCUCUGGUACAGGGGUCAGCAACCUUUUUCUACAGGGGGCCAGUCCACUGUCCCUCAGACCUUGUGGGCGGCCAGACUAUAUUUUGAAGGGGGGGGGAAUCCCCCCACCGACUCCCCCCUCCCUUCUCCACAGCACCAGACGAGCCCCAGUGGCUACUUACCUGUGCCUUGCGAGCGGCAGGGCCGGAAGGACGAUGAGCAGCGCGAAAGGGCUGGCUCUGGAGAGGGGCUGCUUAAAAUGGCCCUCAGCCAACAGCUCAACAAAGCCCAGCCCUCUUCCUCCUCUAGGCAGGGCGGGGAGAAGCCAGGAGGAGGGAGGGAGGAGUCGCCGCGGCAGUUGCGUGUGGGAGGGGAAUGGCGCAGCCUGAACGAUCAGAAUCCCCACACCGAUCCAUGCGGCGACUCCCAGACCGUCCGCAGGCUGGAUCAAGAAGGUAAUAGGGCUGGAUCCGGGCCCUGGGUCUUCGUUUGCCGACCCAUGCUCUAGGAGGCUUAGUUGGUGGAAGCCGCCUCUUGCAAGCCACUGGCAGGAGCCCAUUGGCAGUUUGCGUGCUGAAAUCUCCUGACCCUUCUUCACCUGCAGCGAGUCUCUGUCCACGAUUUCGUCCAAUAAGAGCCAGGAGCCGGGUUACCAGAGCGGCACCAUGCCUACAGCAACAUAUACCUCCCAGAACAGCGCUCAGGGACCACUGUACGAGCAGAGAUCCACUCAGACCCGGCGGUACCCAAACUCCAUUUCCUCCUCGCCCCAAAAAGACUUGACCCAGGCCAAGGUAAGCUUUGUCCCCGAGUGCUCUGUUAAGAUGGGGCCUUAUUAACAACACGACAGCGAUGAUGAUCAGCAUGGCAGCCUGUGGAAAACUCUGGUCUCUUUUGGACUAGGAUAAAACCUUCGCAGAACGUGAAAUUGCCUCGCAAGUUUCGAGAACUCUGAAAGAAGGUUAAGCAAAUUCACAGAGGCGAGGUCUUCCAAUGUUUAGAGGAAACCCUCCAUUUUUACGGACAGUCUAUCCCUGAUACUCUUGCCAGUUUGUGUGGGGCAGAGGCAGUAGCCUUCAUCUCCCACUUUCUGUCUUCUCAGAGGCAUCUGGCGGACGGUUGUCAGCGCUCUUCUUCGGGGGAAGAAGGAAAGCCCAGGCCACUGCUGACAAAAAUCUGCCGUCCUCCCAGACGUUGCUGGGGCUACAACUCCCAUCAGGAUUGACAGUCAAGGAUGAUGGGAGUUGUAGUCCAAGCAACAUCUGGAUGGCUGCAGCUUCCCCACCCCUGGCCUAGAAAGAAUAUGGGGAAUAGUGGAUGCCUUUGGGUCUCACAUUCAAAGCAUCAAGUAAUUCAUAGCUUGACCACUGUCUAUGAUGAGCAUUGCUACUAGAAACCUUUAACGGAUCCUAGUCUUUUAAAAUAGGGAGGUGUUUGAGAGCAGGGUACUUGGCUGGGGUGGGGCCGAUGCUUGAUCUGUGCACCGAAUGUGUAUUUCUGUAUCAACGGCAGCUGACUUCUCUUUCCCUCUCUCUUUCUCUUCUCAGAACGGCUUCAACUCGGUGCCGCCCACGCAGCUGCAGACCACGCAGACAGCCGAAGGUCAGUGCCUCUCCAGCAUGCCUGCGGUUGGGGAGGGGGGAAGAAACGAGCUGAGCUCGCAAAGAACUUGUGCAGCAAGCAGGGCUGGCGAACCUGCGGCACGCUCUGCUCCCGCUUGCAGGCGCCCCCUAGCAGACAUCUGGUUGGCGCCUUUGAGAACAGGGCGCUGGGCUGGACUUGACGUGUAUUGUAUCUUGAAAAAAGCACACCAAGGACUCUGGCCAAUAUAAGUUUCAGUAGUGGGAGUAGUCCCUACUUGCAAAUCAAUAGUCAAUUGUAAAAAAAACUAAUCCAUUCAAAAGUAUGUAUUCUGACAAGGAUUACAAACUCAAGCUCAUAAGGAUAUGUAUAACACAAUAAUUCGUUACAGAAUUAGAGAUAAGAGUUUAUGAGUAGAGAUAAGUUUAUGUUAGUCCAUAGUCAGAUUCGACCUGAAGGUCUUAGUUUCAAUCAUUGAGCAGAAGUCAAUUAUGGAUCAGAAACCAGGACGGCCCUGUUUCGAUGUAUUCACCUUCAUCAGCUGGAAGUAUCAAACAUUACAUGAAAAUACAUUUAAAUUCUAAAUUAUCAUAAAUUAUAAAACAGUAAUUGUGUAUUAUAUCUUGGUUUUUUGCCCUUUGAACAUUGCUUUCUAUGCUGCUUCAAAUUUUGCAAGGGGAAGGGGGGAAGAAGUUUUGCUUGGGUGAUCUGCGCCUUAACUCUGUGUUUCUCUCGUUAUUUCAAACUUGCCCCCCCCCCCAGGUUCUGCAGGCCCCGCUGUGAAAUCGGACUCCCCCUCUGCCCCCAGCAUCACGACCCCUCUCAACGACACUGUGUCCGCAGCAUCCUUGCUCACCACGGCCACCCAGCACUCUUCGGUGCUCAGUAGCCUGAACCACACGGAGGAGCUCCCCAGCACGGCCACCACGCAACACAGCAGGUAGCAGCAGGGGGGCCUCAGAACUGACCCCAAUCCCGCCCCCCAAUGGUGUGCUUUUCUUUGAAGUUGAGUCACCUGGUGCCAUGGCAGAUGUCAGGGUAGGGGGUGAGGAGAUGAAUAUCUUCUGUUCCCCACCCCUGGAAUUUGAUAGACCUUGGGCCCAGCUUUCUCAAGCUCAGUCAUGAGGGCUAGCAACCUCCUUUUGCAGUAAAGUUGAGGAUCUGUAUUUUGCACCUAAGAAAACAACCCUGCAUUGCCUGUCGUGUGUUCAGUUUUAUUCCAUUUAAAAACAAGCUGUUUUUAAAACAACUACGGAAAUAAAGUAAAUUGCCCCCAGAUCUUUGGAUGGAAGGCAGCAUAUAAAUUUAAUUAUUAUUAUUUUUAAAAAAAGGGGGGGGGACCAAUGGAAUAGCACCAAAGCCUCUGUAAAGGUCAAGUUAAAUGGAAAAGGCCAGGCACAGGGCAUUGCCAGCCAUUUGGCUGUGGGCUGACCAGCGUUCCCUUCCCUCUCUCCCCACAGCACGUUACCCACCCCUCAGAACAGCCUCUCCUCCUCGACUUCUGCUGGCCGCACGUCAACUUCCACUCUCUUGGUGAGUAGAGGGAAUGAGAGGGGAAAAUAAGGUUUUGGUGCCGAAGGUGCCUAUUAGUGGGCUUGGAGUGCAAGCUUGUGUCUGUCUUCCCAAGACCCAGCAGCAAUCUGUUUCCAGGUACCCUUGUCUGGGUCACACGCAUGGUAUUGCUUCUGCUUUGACUGCUCCCUCUUUAAGGGCAAGAGCACAUUUAUGCACACAGGAGAGCUCCGUUGGUUGAAUUUAUGCGAGGUUAUACUAGAAUUCCUCUCUGCUUUCCAAGAGGGAGUUGUUGUGCCUCCCAUUGACCAAGGCAACAUGCCUCUGAAAACCAGUUCCUGGGAACCAUAUGUGAGCAGAGUGGGCCUCCCAUCGGCGCAACUGCUUGGCCACUUGGAUGCUGGACUAGAUGGGCCGUGGGCCAGAUCCUGCAGGUCUCUUCUUAUUUUGUUGUUGGUUAGAUUAUGUCCCAAUGUAGAUUACAACAAAACAGUACCCUUUAAAUCAAAGUAAAACCAACCAGCCAUACACAGAAGUCAUCAGGUAACUUGACAGUUUUUAAGUGGGUCACAAAACGUGAUUCUGAGCUUUGGGUAAAAAGGUGUGGCUUCAGCAUAUGACUGAGGCUAAAUAAUGAUGCUAGAUAAACCUCAGGAAAGUAGGCCAGGGAGUUGCACUGCUUGUCAUGUGGCAGACAGAACUGCUUGUGCAAGAUUAGUGGUUUAUUCCCCAAUUGCUCUUUGGCCCCCCGAAAUAUAUAUAACAAAGGCACCAAAACCUUUGUUUCUCUCUGCCCCCCCCCCCCAUUCAGUAUGAGCCCUGUGUGAUGUAUAUGGACUACAUGCUGUGGGGGGGAAUGAAUAUUUUGUCCCCCCCCCCCAUAUUAUUCUCCCUGACAUACUAGCCUUGUGUGUCUAUGGGGCGUUUUGUGUGGAGGAGGAAAUACUAAAAAUAGAUGCUCCCAUAACUGUAUUCUGAAACCAUGUAGUCUGUCAACAAGCAUAUCGCCUCUGCCUUCGUUCCUCUUCUGCUGCGAGAGCUGAAGGGGUUGUAAGGCUUUGUUUUUUAAAACCAGGGAUGGGGAACCUGUGACCCUCCAGAUACUGGUGAGUUUCAGAUCCCAUCAUCCCUGACUUGGCUAUGCAGGAGCAGGAGAAGAUGCAAGGUUGUCUUCUGGUGUUUGUAGAUCUGUACGGUUGUAAAUCUCUUGUCACUGUUGUGUUUGGCUUCCCAUCUAAGUUUGAGGCCUGCAAAGUGCAUGCCCCCCAACAUCCUGCCUAGCUUGCCCCGUAGCUAUCCAGGAGGGCGGUGAGCGUGCGAAAGCAAACCCCUGAGCCGCAACCAGAUGCAUCCAGCCUAGAACCCGUGGCUGGCUGAACUGCAGUGCUCUGACAUGCGCCUUGCUGCUCCGCCAUGCGACUUUUCCACAUGGACAUGUUGGUCUCCGUCUUGCAGAUCCUGACUUCCUCCCUUCCCCUGCUUCCCCUCCUGGUUUCUUUGCAGCACACCAGUGUGGAGAGCGACGCCGGGCUCCAUUCUUCUGCAAGCACUUUCUCCACCUCCUCCAGCACCGUCUCGGCUGCGCCCCCCGUGGUCAGCGCCUCCUCAAGCCUGAGUAGCGUCAGCAGCCUGGGCCUGAGCCUCAGCGGCAACUCCACGGUGACCGCCACGACCCGCAGCUCUGUUGCCACGACGUCAGGUGCUUCCUCAAGGCUCUAAGCCUGGCCAGCGGCUAAAAUGCACGUGUGUGCAUGAGAAAGCAGAGAGCUGGGCUGCUCCUUUUUUAAACAUUGCUUUACAUUCUGUUCCUGCGGCUGUUGAUUCAUAUACAGUGGUACCUCACAAGACAAAAAACUCGCUAGACGAAAGGGUUUUUUGUUUUUUGAGCUGCUUCGCAAGACGAUUUUCCCUAUGGGCUUGCUUCGCAAGACGGAAACGUCUUGCAAGUUUGUUUCCUUUUUCUUAACACCGUUAAUACAGUUGCGACUUGACUUCGAGGAGUAACUCAUAGAACGCGGUGUGGUAGCCUUUUUUGAGGUUUUUAAAGACUUUUUGAAGCUUUUCCAAAACUUUCCCAACACCGUGCUUCACAAGACGACAAAACUCGCGGAACGAAUUAAUUUCGUCUUGCGAGGCACCACUGUAUACAUUUCUGCUCUUCCCUCUUUGGACAGUGUCUCUGUAAGGCAAGGCAAAUGCAAUCUCUUUAGCAGCUAGCCAAAUGGUGAGCUUUGAGCUCCCUUAAGCCUCUCUUGUCUGCUUUGAGCAGAGAGAGAGAGUGUCUGUUUGCCGGAGCUGACGUGACCGUCAUUCAUAUAAUAUUACUAUUAUUUAUAAAACGAGUACACCGCCCUUAAUCCAAAGAGCCCAAUGCAGUUUACAGCAGAAAAGUAUAGAAUAAGAAUACAGUCGUACCUUGGUUCUCAAACUGAAUCCGUUCCGGAAGUCCGUUCGAAUUCCAAAAAUGUUCGAAAACCAAGGUGUGACUUCUGAUUGGCUGCAGGAGCUUCCUGCACUCAAUCGGAAGCCGCGGCAGAUGUUUGGCUUCCAAAAAAAUUUCGCAGACCAGAACAGUCACUUCCAGGUUUGUGGCGUUCAGGAGCCAAAACGUUUGAAUCACAAGGCAUUCGAAAACCAAGGUACAACUGUACAUAAUAAAACAAUAACAAAUCACACACACACACACACACAUUUUAAAAAAGCUGUAGAAUAAUAAUCAGCCUAGUUGAAGAGAAAUGUUUUCACCUGGCGCCAAAAAAUACGUAACGAAAGUGUUUAGGUGAGCCCCCCUGGGGAGAACAUUCCACAAACGGGGAGCCACAGCAGAAAAGGCCCCGUUCUCAUGUUUCCACCCUCUGGAUCUCUCAUGGAGGAGACACACGUAUAAGGGGGGGGGGAUUUUAACAAUGGAGAGUGCCAGCAUUGCUGUGCUUAUAUGGUUGUUGGUUCUCGCAUUUCCUGCCCUCUUAUAAGAGUCCAAUUGUUGCUGCACUACAGUUCCUAUGAGCCGUUGACCAUUGGCCUCCCGUGUGGGGCUUGAUGGAUGUUGUAGUCCAACAACCUCGGCAGGGGGGAGUUCACAGUCCUGUAAUAAAGCAAGAAGUGAGGAGAACACUGUGAGCACCCUCUCACGUUCUGUGCCACACGUUCUGAAGCAUGGCUCUGCCUUCAUUGCGUUGGCUCUCUAAUCCCUCCUUUUCAGCUAUGUCUAGUCCCUGUGACUAGUGACUAGUUUAGUUUGGAGCAGGACUGGAUAAGGUUGCUGCUGUACUUGCAGGUCCCAUCACCCCUGGGCAUCGGUCACACUGACUGUGGUUGAGGGGAGAUGGGUCCAGCAAUGCUUGGAGGUACCCCUGGCAUAGACUGUAGGAUCACAGAGUUGGUACAGACCUCCAAAGUCAUGUAGUCCUUCCCUCUACUGAUGAAGGAAAUCCAAUGCUAACAAUACUGAGCUGAAUACAGUGGUACCUCGCAAGACGAAAAACGCGCAAGACGAAAAACGCGCAAGAUGAAAGAGUUUUCCGUUAUUUGAGUCGUUCCUCAAGACGAAUUUACCUAUGGGCUUGCUUCGCAAGACGAAACGUCUUGCGAGUUCUUGCGAGUUUGUUUCCUUUUUCUUAAAGCCGCUAAGCCGUUAAUAGCCGCUAAGCCGCUAAUAGCCGUGCUUCGCAAGACGAAAAAACCGCAAGACGAAGAGACUCGCGGAACGGAUUAAUUUCAUCUUGCGAGGCACCACUGUAUACCAAAAGCCUCGGUCCAGUAUAUCUGAAGGAGCGUCUCCACCCCCAUCGUUCUGCCCGGACACUGAGGUUCAGUGCCGAGGGCCUUCUGGUUCCCUCACUGUGAGAAGCGAAGUUACAGGGAACCAGGCAGAGGGCCUUCUCGGUAGUGGCACCCUCCCUGUGGAACGCCCUCCCACCAGAUGUCAGAGAACAACAACUACCUGACUUUUAGAAGACAUCUGAAGGCAGCCCUAUUUAGGGAAUUAUUAUUAUUAUUAUUAAUAUUAUCAUAACUGGCCGAAGUCAGCUUCCUAUGUCCCUAAGCCAGGGAUGGGGAACUUUCUUCCCUCCAGGUAUUUCCAAACAGUAUUUCCAUACUGUUGGCUGGGACUAAUGGGAGCUGGAGUCCAGCAACAUCUGGAGGGCCGCAGGGUCCCCAUCCCUGCUUUGCACCUCUGCAAGUGCACUUACGUGGUCCCUGAUUGGUUGGGACAUGUGUCUAGGACAGGUGUGGAAUACUUGUGGCCAGAUGUUACUGCACUACAACUCCCAUUAUCCAUACCGGCUGAGGUUGAUGGGAGCUGGAGUCCAAUAACAUCUAGGGACAGCAGGCUUUGGACUUGCCAUCUUCCGCACACAGAAGCUUGUUUCCUCCCACUCAGCUAUGAGCUUUAUCUUUACUCUUCCGUAUCUAACAUUGCCAGUCACACACUUUUUAAAUUUUGGUUUGUGCAUGCUCGCUCUCUCAUAAUUGUAAGUCUCACUGCUUCUCGUGGGAGAGGAGGGGGCAGUGGUCCUGGGAUGUCCGUAGUUAACUCUGCUUUCUCCCCAUAGGGAAGGCUCCACCCAACCUGCCCCCAGGUGUGCCCCCAUUGCUGCCGAACCCGUACAUCAUGGCUCCAGGGCUGCUGCACGCCUACCCGGUGAGUAGGGGCCGCUUUACAGUUCCAUGCCAGUAGAUCUUGCCUGGCUCUUGACCAUAGCAUGGCAGGAGGGACAGAGCAUGUGAAAUCAACCUGGAGUCGGUACCAGAUGCAGUCAAAGCAGCCUCCAGCCUGCUUGUGUUGCAACAUCUGACUCCGACAAAAAAACAACAACCCAAGACCUUUGAAAUAAUCCUGGUUUAUGGGAAGCGAAUCCAAACAAACCAAUACAACACAAUACAAAAAUGAACGUCCCUUGUGAGAGACACGGCCUCUCCCUAACCUGCUGCUUCUCUUGCAGCCGCAGGUUUAUGGCUACGACGACCUACAGAUGCUUCAGACGAGAUUCCCCUUGGUGAGUUAAAUUCAGCCCUCCCUCUGCCCUCCUAAAAUAACAUCAUCAUUGCUACUUAGAAAACAUGCCGUCUCCCGCUGUUCUGCAUUGUGUAGCAGGACACCUUCUCUUGCAAUGUUUGUAACACUUUCAUAAUGGAGCAGACUGGAAUAAUCUUAAAUGCAAAACCUGAAAUAAACUGAAAAUAAAUUGUCUUUGAAAAUGACAUUUGUAUGCCACCCCAUAACAUCCGCUAAACGCUAUGUGACACCUGGGAGUGGUACUUUGCCAGUAACUAAUAAACAAGCCCAGUUUUUGAACAAAGGUACUGCUUUUGGUCUUCUCCUUCUUCUCCAUCCCCUUCAGAUAUAGCUCUUGUUUUUCACAAAGACACCAACCUUUUUACUUGGGGCAGAUCCUCGCUGUGCCCAUUUAAAGCACAAGGAAUCCUGGGGACUGUAAUUUCCCCCUCCCAGAGCCACAGCCUCCAGCGUCCUUAGCAGACGACAUUUCUUAGGAUUCUUUGGGGGAAGUCAUGUGUUUCAAAUGUGUGCUGGGGUUGCUUUCUGGUCCCUGGAGGCCAGGUCCCUCCUCCUCCUCCUCCCCAGUUGAGAUGAACAUCCUUAGCUUCUCCUCCUGCCUCUCUUCCAGGACUACUACAGCAUCCCGUUCCCCACACAGACCACCCCGCUUACUGGAAGAGACGCCAGCUUGAGCAGCAAUCCUUACUCUGGUAGGAGACGGUUGGGGAAGGGAGUUGGAUUUGAGCCACCUGGGAAGGGCAGUUCAGUUGUCGUCCUAAUCAGACUAAUUCUGUAGGUUUCUGUUCAACUAACUUACUUAUUUCCAGUAUUCAUAUCCUAUCCAUCAAUCAGUCAAAGAGGCUCUCCAAGGGACAAUGCCGUUCCUUUCCUGAGGCUUGCAAUCUAAAAGACAAGACACAUGAAGGGAAAGGGAAUGGGGAAGGGAGCGACGCGAACUGCAAAGCAUGACGACAUCUUACAUUCUUCUUUAUAUAGGAAGAUACCUGCUAGAACACUAACUUGUUGGCACCAAGCUAGGUCCUUUGGGUGGGGUUUUUUUUUGUGGGGGUGGGUUGCCACUUACCGUAUUUUUCUGUGUAUAAGACGACCCCUGUUUUUUUGAACCCAAAAAUAGGAAAUCAAUAUUUUAGGGUUGCCAUAUCUUUAGAAGUGAAAAUCCGAAUGAUCGGCAGCGAUGAAAAAUUGUUCAGCCUUUUGGGGGAAAUCGCCCUCAAAGCCAUUGAACUUUUUUUCGGGCAAACCAAGACCCACCCACCACCCAAUCACCCUGCCAAACACCACACUCUGGCCCACCCAAGCCAAGAACCCAGACAUUUGAUGGACCCCUGUGCAUUCACUAUCCGUGUAGAAGACGACCCCCAAUUUUGGACUAAAAGGGGGGGUUUUUGUAGCAAAAAAAAUCGUCUUAUACGCUGAAAAAUACAGGGUAUUUAUUCUAAGUAUUUACAAACAUAACUUGCGCAGAAAGUGGAGCAAGGUGGUGGACAACACGCAGAGGCAGCUGAAUCCUAUCAGUAAUGUGUCGUAAUCUCCCUACGUGGCUGGAGAAGGGUGGUGGCAAACUCGAUGCACACUUUUGCCAUUGGGACCCUACGCCGAGACCAUAUAACACCGGUCUUGAAAGACCUACACUGGCUCCCAGUACAUUUCCGAGCAGAGUUCAAAGUGUUGGUGCUGGCCUUUAAAGCCCUAAACAGCCUCAGCCCAGUAUACCUGAAGGAGCGUCUCCACCUCCAUUGUUCUGCCUGGACACUGAGGUCCAGCGCCAAGGGCCUUCUGCCAGUUCCCUCGCUGCAAGAAGCCAAGUUACAGGGAACCAGGCAGAGGGCCUUCUCAGUAGUGGCACCCGCCCUGUGGAACACCCUCCCACCAGAUGUCAAAGAGAAAAACAACUACCAGACUUUUAGAAGACAUCGGAAGGCAGCCCUGUUUAGGGAAGCUUUUAAUGUUUGAUGCAUUACAGUGGUGCCCCGCAAGACGAAUGCCUCGCAAGACGGAAAAACCGCUAGACGAAAGGGUUUUCCGUUUUGAAGUUGCUUCGCAGGACGAAUUCCCCUAUGGGCUUGCUUCGCAAGACGAAAAUAUCUUGCGAGUCUUGAGAUUUUUUUCGCUUUCCCCCUUUAUCUAAUCUGCUAAGCCUUUAAUAGCCUUUAAUAGCCUUUUAGCAGCUAAUCCCUAAGCCUUUAAGCCUUUAAUAGCCGCUAAACCAGCUAAUAGCGCUAAUAGCGCUAAUCCGUCAAUGGGCUUGCUUCGCAAGACGAAAAAACCGCUAGACGAAGACUCUCGUGGAACGGAUUAAUUUCGUCUUGCGAGGCACCACUGUACUGUGUUUUAAUAUUUUGUUGGAAGCUGCCCAGAGUGGCUGGGGAAGCCCAGCCAGAUGGGCAGGGUAGAAAUAAAUUAUUAUUAUUAUUAUUAUUUAUUAUCACUCUGCCCUCCCCCCCAGGUGACCUUACGAAGUUUGGCCGUGGUGACGCCUCUUCCCCCGCGCCGGCCACCACCCUGGCCCAGCCUCAGCAGAACCAGACCCAGACGCACCACACCACCCAGCAGACGUUCCUGAACCCGGCCCUGCCUCCCGGCUACAGCUACACCAGCCUGCCCUACUACACCGGAGUCCCGGGGCUGCCCAGCACCUUCCAGUACGGGCCAGCUGUGUUCCCCGUGAGUGCCGGCCUGCUGUGGAGCUGUGGGGCUGGGGUGGAGCCAGACCCGGCUGCUUCCUCCCACCCUGCUCACUCCCCAGCCCUUUGCUUUCCCCAGGUGGCUCCCACUUCUUCCAAGCAGCACAGCGUCAACGUCAGCAUGAACGCCUCGGCCACCCCCUUCCAGCAGCCCAGCGGCUACGGCUCCCAUGGAUACAGCACCGGUGAGUAGGUGGGGCGACCACAAGAGUUGAAGCAGCCCUGAGGGAGGGCGUGAGAUCGUCUGCAAGGGGCAUCAUUAGCCGCGGUUCCCUUCCUUGGCAAGGCUCACUGGGCGAAGGCAAGGGGCCAAACCUUUGGUGCCAUCAGCCCAGUCCUGCAGAACGCCCUGCCACUAGAAAAUCUGCAGGCAGGCCCUUCCAUUGCAACCUUUGAAAUGCCUGCUGGAAACUUGGGUUCUGCCAGGCUUAGUAUGCAAGCCAACAUCUUUCAGCAAGAGUUACCGUGGUUUCUGACUUUUAACUUUCACAUGUGGUUUUGGGGUACAGUUGUAAGCGGUAUACAGUGGUACCUCGGGUUAAGUACUUAAUUCGUUCCGGAGGUCCGUUCUUAACCUGAAACUGUUCUUAACCUGAAGCACCACUUUAGCUAAUAGGGCCUCCUGCUGCCGCCGCACGAUUUCUGUUCUCAUCCUGAAGCAAAAUUCUUAACCCAAGGUACUAUUUCUAGGUUAGCGGAGUCUGUAACCUGAAGCGUAUGUAAACCAAGGUACCACUGUAUAGGUAUUUUUAUAAAUAUAACGGAGCGGUUCAUUUUUAAAAAUAGAGCCAAAAGCCAACAGGUUACUUCCAGGUGUUGCAGGACACCAGCUGGUGAUGCCCAGUGGGUAUGGAUCAUAGGAUUAUAGAGCUGGGCGGGACCAGGGUCAUCGGCAAUGCGGGAAUCUCAACUAAAGCGACCAUGACAGGUGGCCAUCCAACCUCUGCUUAAAAACCUCCAAGGAAGGAGAACCCACCACCUUCUGAGGAAGACCAUUCCACUGUCGAACAGCUCUCACUCUCAGAAAGUUCUUCCUGCUGUUUAUCCGGAAUCUCCUUUCUUUGUAACUUGAAGCCAUUGGUUCGAGUCCUACCCUCCGGAGCAGGAGAAACCAAGCUUGCUCCAUCUUCCAUGGGACAGCCCUUUAGAUAUUUGAAGAUGGCUAUCAUAGCUUCUCUUUUCCAGGCUAAACAUGCCCAGCUCCUUCAACCAUUCCUCACAAGGCUUGGUUUCCAGACCCUUGAUCAUCUUGGUCACCCUCCUCUGCACACGUUGCAGCUUGCCAACAUCUUUAUUAAAUUCUGCUGCCCAGAGCUGGACUCCAGGUGUGGCCUGACCAAGGCAGAAUAGAGUGGGACUAGUACUUCUCCUGAUCCAGGACACUAGACGUCUGUUGAUGCAGCCUAGAAUACCACUAGCCUUUUUUGCUCCUGAGAGUUGCCUUCUGGAGGACCAAAAUCAUCUGGGGCUGGAUGGACCCCGUGGUCUGACUUGAGACAAGGCAGCUUUGCAUGCUCAUAAUAUUAGGGUCUGUUAUAAAUUCCUACAGCCAUCCAUUGACUUGGGCAUAGGCAGACUCCAGUCCUCCAGAAGUUUGGGACUACAAUUCCCAUCAUCCCUGACCACUGGUCCUGUUAGCUAGGGAUGAUGGGAAUUGUAGUUCUAAACAUCAGGAUGGAUGGAGUUUGCCUAUGCCUGCUUUGACUCCUCAAAAAUAGCUCCAUUGGGUUGGUCCUCUUGAUGGCCCCACAUUUCUCUACAGAUUCCAUCAGAUUCGUUCAUUUGUAGUUUCAUUUGCAUGCCUCUUUCCCACCAAAAGAACAGCAAAGAAAACAGGAGCAUGUCUCAAAAUCAACCACUGCAAGAGCCAUUUCAUAACGGCAUCCUAGCGGCAAAUAUAGCAGCAUACAAAAAAAAAACAAAACCAGCACUUCAUUACUAUAACUGAAACAAGAUUAUGUUAGCAUUAGACCUCCUGGCAACAGCAAAAAUAACAAGGGAGCUUCGAAGUCUCCCCUUGGUCCCAGAAACGCCCUUUCCAUUGUGUUGCUCACAGUCCCUCUCCUGCAGCAACUUGCAAGGCUUCCAAAGGCUGCGGUUGGGGUAGCUGGGAAAACCCACCCUGGUCUUGCUCCCAGAUACAGACCCUGCACUGCUUAAUCAGGAAGGCAGACACAGACACGGCGUUAGGUAGGGCCUAACGCUCUGAGGUGGCGCUGUGGGUUAAUCCACAGAGCCUAGGACCCCCCUUUAAUUUUUGGGGGGGCCCCCAAGAGAGUGGGGCCCUGAGCUAUAGCUUGAUUAGCUGAUACAUAAAUCCGGCACUGCUCAGAUUUUCCAGGCUUAACUUGUGCCCUUGCCUUUGCAGAACAAAAUAAACUAUGAAAUUUGCUGCUGCUGCUUCUUUUUUAAAAAGGAUUUAUAGAUAGUAGGGACACGGGUGGCGCUGUGGGUUAAACCACAGAGCCUAGGGCUUGCCAAUCAGAAGGUCGGCGGUUCGAAUCCCCGUGACGGGGUGAGCUCCCGUUGCUCGGUCCCAGCUCCUGCCCACUUAGCAGUUCGAAAGCACCUCAAAGUGCAAGUAGAUAAAUAGGUACCGCUCCGGCGGGAAGGUAAAUGGCGUUUCCUUGCACUGCUCUGGUUCGCCAGAAGCGGCUUAGUCAUGCUGGCCACAUGACCCGGAAGCUCCCUCAGCCAAUAAAGCGAGAUGAGCGCUGCAACCCCAGAAUCAUCUGUGACUGGAUCUAAUGGUCAGGGGUCCCUUUACCUGUAAUGCUCCAAGGAACUUAGUCUGCAUCAGUAUGGUAAAAUGAGCACCUGGCCACCGAGGCUACCUGGGCAUUCCAGUGACAGAGCAGCACUGCCAUAUUGUGAGCCUGCUCCUUCCAGAGAAGACAUCUGACCAGUUUCUUGGACAUGGGAGCCACUCUCCCACAGCGCCUCCCUCUUGCCAGGAGACAAGCUCGGCUUGUUUUGCUGCUUGCAUCUCGCCACUGCAUCCAAGCUGAUGUGUGCACAUGUACACCAAAGCAAGCCUUUGCAACAUCAUGAGAUGGCUAGGAGGCUGUUCUCACCCUCAAAUCGAUCUGGGAAGGAGGGAGGGGAGCCAGGAGGGGAGGAGUUUGGGCUUUGCAUGCGACCGACCAAGCUAACUGCUAACGCCGCUUUGUUUCCCCCCCUUUUCCAGGUGUGUCAGUAACAUCCAGUAACACAGGAGUGCCAGACAUCUCUGGUUCUGUUUACUCCAAAACGCAGGUUGGUGCUGCAAUGUGGGAGAUGACUCCUGAGUGUGCUGUGUGAGGUUUGGGUGCUUGGCUGCCUUGCAGUAAUCCAGUUGGAGUGUAGGAGCAAAGGAACUGCCCCGGUUUCCCCACCAAAAUCUCCCCUUCCCCUGCUGAGGAACAAAAAUAAUACAACCGCAAAAAACGGGAGGGGGUCGCGCCUAAAACGAGAUGCCUGUAUUUUUCAGGACCCCCUCCCCUGUUUUUUGUGAUUGUAUUAUUUUGUGCAUGAUUGUGCACAUGCGCAUAGCACCGAACCCGGAAGUGACUCAGAAACAUCAUAAAAGACAUCACUAAAAGAGCAGAACGGGACAGAACGAGGUGUUUCAAUUGCACAUGAUUUCACGCAAACACGCAGUGACCCAGAAUGCAAACCCCACACAAAUCAGGGGUUGCCUGUAUACAUCUUGGGAGUCAAAGGCCCAUGGGUAAAGAGAUGCAUCUUCAGCAUUCACCGGAAGCUGUAUAACGAAGGUGCCAUGCGCUUCUCUGUGCAGAAGGAGUUUCACAAUUUUGGGGCUGCCACAGAGAAGGCCCACUCCUUGGCCAGCCCCUCCCCGCACCUACUGAGGGAGGCAAAACUACCGAGCAGGUCCCAUCUAGAGGGUCUGUAGGGCAGGAUCUGGUCUUCCAUAUAUUUGGGGCCUGAGUGGUUUAGGGCUUUAAACGCUUAACGUGAGCACCUAGAAUUGGGCCCAGAAAUGAACUGGCAACCUGUUUUCAAAGAGGGCUUGUGUGUGAUCUGAAUGGAGCCCCAGUGGGCAAUCUGACAGCUGCAUUUCGGGCCAUUUCUGAGUCACUUUCAAGGGCAGCCCCAUGUGGAGCACAUUGCAGAUAUUGCUGCACUCCUGACUCUCAUAAUCCCUGACGGUUGAGCCACUCUGGCUGUUGCAGCGACUGAUGGGAGCCCAGCAACAUCAGGAACCGGGGUGUGGGGUGGCGACGCAGGUUCCCUGCCAGCGACAUAGGCAUAGCUGUCAACCAUCCCUUAUUUGGUGGGAAACUCCCUUAUCCCAGCGCUGUGUCCCGCUGCUGUCCCUUAUUGAUGAUGUCCCUUAAAUUUCCCGGGUUUCAUGCUCACCCAGCUCGGGAGGGAAGCAGCAGCUCGGGGUCCUCCGCCGUGAGAAAGAGCGCAUGCUGGCGCUGUCGUCCUAGUGCGAGGAGUUCCAUCGGCCCUUCCCCGCCCGGGGGGAGGAAGAGGGACUCUUGCCCACGCCGCCCACGAGCCCGGAGGCGGCAGCGGUGGUGGCAGCUGAGGAGGCGGCCUGGGGGAGGAGGAAGAGUAGGGGAUGGGGAGGGACGCAGAAGGGCGGCGCUUCAGCGGCCGCCGCAGCGCCGCAACUGCCUCAUGCCGGAUUGACAGCAUCUGUCAAUUCUACCAAUGUACGUAACUUCACAACAGCAAAAUCCCUUAUUUUGGCUGCUGAUCCCUUAUUUUCGAGGCUGCUGGUCCCUUAUUUUCAAAUCUGUAAGUUGACAGCUAUGGACAUAGGAGACGCUUGUGGUAUAAUUCCUGUCCCUAAACGCCCCUCUGUGUGUAUGUGUACCCAGCAGCAGUCGUUUGAGAAGCAGGGAUUCCACACCGGAACCCCCACGGCCUCCUUCAACCUGCCAUCGGCGCUGGGCAGUGGCGGCCCCAUCAACCCUGCCACCGCCGCAGCAUAUCCGCCGGCCCCGUUCAUGCACAUCCUGACGCCUCAUCAGCAGCCGCACUCCCAGAUCUUGCACCACCACCUGCAGCAGGACGGGCAGGUAAGGCCGGGUCCCAAUACACCUUCCCUCCUUUGGGCAACCACCACCUGUCUCCAGGUCCCUCCUCCUCCUUCUCCUCCUCCUCCAUCUCCAUCCCCCUCAUUGCACAGAGACGUAAAACAACACACCUCAUGCACACGCAGUAGGGAAGGCCCUGGGAUACUUUUCUAACAGGUGUCUUGAUCGCCCCAUCUACUGGUUCGUUACCCAGUCCACUUCUCCCCUCCUGCCACAUCCCAGACUCGUCCUCACACACUUGGGUCCAGGGGGGCUGUCAUAACGUCUCCUUGUAUUUUCCAUAUCCUGGGCCUGCCUCCACCUUCCCAAAACAGUCGAUUUUGUACUUCCAACGCCAGCAGGAAGACCAGGUAACGAACCUCUUGGAAGGGAGUGAUCGCUUGCGCCCAUCCUGCUGCGCCCUGGUGGCUGUGGUCAGUCUUUGCGUAGGCUAGGGAGCUGGAAGGAAGCUUGCAUUCCUCCCACGUGUGUGCCGGACUCCAGCCUCCCAUCAUUCCUCCCUGCCUGUUGACCGGAGGUUCCUGGGAGUCCGGCAGAACCUGGAAAAGGCUACCAGUUCCCCCAGCUCUGCCCCAGACAGAUGCGGGCAUAAAAACACAACCAUACACACACAACACGCACAGGGCAAUGGACCCACAUGCCAUAGAAAUCUUCUUUCCCUGCUCCUCCCUCUGUCCUGGGGCUGGUCGAUGGUGAACCAGCCUUUCACAGGCUCUCUAGGGAGAACGGAGCAAAGGCAGGACGUGUUGGAAGUGAGGCAGCACGUCAUGAGCAGAAUCGGAGAGUUUGAAGGGACUCCAAGGGUCAUCUAGUCCAGCCCCCUGCAGCCACAGGAAUUCCAGGCAGAUGGCCAAGCAACCUCUGCUUAGAAACCUCCAACAAAAAUUCCAAGCUGUUCCACCAUCAAACAGCUCUUACCGCCAGGAACGAGGCUGGCCAACUGAGUUCCCUCUGGAUGACGCUGAUUGGCAGCUCCCAUCAUCCCUGAACGUUGUUCUGGGAUGCUGGUGGGAAUUGCAGCCCUUCAGCAUUUAAAGGGCACCACGUUGGCUAUCCCUGGUGAUGAGCUUUAACCGUGCGCUGUGUUAAGAAGCACUUGCUCCCUCUACCAAAUUGUGUCGUGUGCAGUGUGGAUUCCCCACCACAGAAUACCGGGAUCCAAGUCGGCUUGAUGAAUUAAAUUAAAUUAAAAGUUGUCCAGCUUAGAUCCCCCACCUCAGAUCUGAAUGGCCAAGCACAGAGAUAAGCUGCGGGUGCCGUUACGCUCAGCAGGCAGAACUGUCCAAACUAUUGGCUAUGCUUUGAUAACUAAUAGCAGCUGCUGGUGUCCUGCCCUGCCACGUUGUAAAACUCUCCAUGUCAGAUUUUGCAACUAGAAUUGGAGUACCUUGCUUUCCCAGUCUACCCAACGGCACAGUAGGAUUUGGGACAUCGCAGGGAGCGUUUGUGGCAAUUUGCUAUGGUCCUUGGCCAUUGGUGGCAGAGUCCAGGCUCUUCCCUCUAGAGUAGAGGGAGGGAGGAUCUACUGAUAAGUUGCCACUUGCCAUGGAAUUGGCAAAGGCUUCUGACUUCCCCUUGUCUGGCAGCAGUGGCAGCAGAAGGGUCUUUCCAAACCCUGAAUUGGCAGUCCUCAGGUGCCGAUUUGUACGUGUGUACACAGGUCAUCCCCGUGUAUGUCUCCUGGAGUAUGCUUGGCUUCAACCCCCACCCAAAACUUGUCAUUUUGUGCAUCUCUCCACACCCACCCUGUGCUGCGCUUGGCUCUGGCUGGUGAACUAACAAAAGCCCUAUCAAAAAAACCCCAAGCCCUUCCUGGCCUUGCUCCGGAGCCGGGCUGCAAGAAACUUGUGGCGUCCUCCAGAUGUCGCUGGACUACAACUCCCAUCAUCCCUGACUUAUUUGCCUUUGCUGGCUGGUGGGAGCUGCAGUCCAGCGUUUAGGUCAGUGUUUUCCAAAGGUGGGUCUGCAGCUGUUUUUUUGGACUACAACUCCCAUCAUUCCUAGCUAGCAAGACCAGCGGUCAGGGAUGAUGGGAAUUGUAGUCUGAAAAAGAGCUGGAAACCCAAGUUGGGGGAACAUUGAUCUAGAGCAGCCUUUCUCAACCUGUGGGUCCCCAGAUGUUGUUGAACUACAAAUCCCAUCGUCCCUAGAUAGCAAGGCCAGCGGUCUGGGGUGAUGGGAAUUGUAGUCUGAAAAGAGCUGAAAACCCAAGUUGGGGAAACACUGAUCUAGAGGCAGACAGAGCAUUCCUGUUGCUGGCAAGAGAAGCAACCUCUUUUCUUGAGCUGAUUUACUCAUUUCACAUGCUCAUGGGUUGCUGGAGCCUGUUUCGUGCCUCCAAAUAAGGCCUGGGGAGCUGAGCUAGCUGCUAGUCGAGCCUCGCUCACCUUCUUCCUCCCCCCCCCUCUCUCUCCCUACUUCCCCCCCUUUUCUUCCUGCACAGAGCGGCACUGGGCAGCGCAGCCAGGGCACCUCCAUCCCGCAGAAGUCGCAGGCAAACAAGUCUGCCUACAACAGCUACAACUGGGGCGCCAAUUGAGGGGAGGCUCAGAGGCGGCUCCACACACUUCAACCAAGAGACAAACAGAAGGACGACAGCGAUCUACCCAAGAAGGAAGGACCCCAGAAGGAAAGAAGAGCUCCCCUGCCCUCAGCACAGCCCUGCAACAGCCCCGGCGGACCCCGGCCAACAUGGCUCUGGGCUCGGCAUCCUCCCCUCCCCAUCCCUCCAGCCACCUUCUUCCCCCCCCUUCCCCAUUGUAUGUAAUAUAGAAUUUGUAUCUUUUUUCUUUCCUUUCUCUCUCUCUCUCUUUCUCUGCAUUCAUUCAGAUUACGAGCUGUUCAGCCGUAGGGGCCUUUUGUUUCGUUUCGUUUUUCUACUCCUUUACUCUUCCUCUUCCCGCCCCUCCCCACCCACCCACCCGCCCAGAAAAAGGAAGGAAGAAAAAAAAGAAGUACCGCCUGACGGAUCCAAAGGAGUCAACAUCUGGAAUCCUCUCUCUCUUUCUCUCUCUCUCUCUCUUUCUCUCUCUCUCCCCGCUCCUCCUCCUACAAUGCCCCCCUUUAUUAUUAGGAAUAAGAUCAGUAAUUGAUAUGAACCGCAUUGUAAGAUUAAUUAGUUGAAGUGUUUUUUUUGUACUGUGUUCUAAAUUUAAUGGAUAAAUGUGUCUUGUAUAUAAAAACGAAAACCCCACUCUGUU
Molecule: messenger RNA, 47863 nt
Organism: Podarcis lilfordi (Lilford's wall lizard)
Lineage: Eukaryota; Metazoa; Chordata; Lepidosauria; Squamata; Lacertidae
Source: the annotation of a GenBank genome assembly